GCACCUCGCUCCGCAGCAUCCAGACCUGGAGGGGCUGCGACCACGGGCCGAGCCCACCCAUUUCCCAGCCAAAGGACGGGCCCGCCGCUCUCCAUGGUACUGCGGAGAGCUCAGCUCCGCCCUUCUCUUUCAGAAGGACAGCACCCGGCGUCACGUAACCCAGCCUUCUCAGGCUCCACCACCGCCUUUUCCUUCCCAGCUCUUUCCCUCUCCUCCCCCUCCUCCUCCUUCUCCUCCUCCUCCUCCUCCUGCUCCCCUCCGUUGCCUGUUCUCCCCUCCCGCACUCCUGGAGAUAGACGCUCAAGCCUGACGCCUCUGAAAAGGCAGCAGCAGUCGCCUUAUCCAUAGACCUCAGGAAAUUCGCUUUGACCGAUGCAUGCUUCAGGCUCUGGCUCGAGCUAAGGGGAAUAACCGGGCAGAUGUCUGAGUCCUUAAAAAAGACAAGAUAAAACCAAAAUGCAUCACCAACACACAACCAAUUGAUGUGCUGGCAUCUUAGCUUGGCCCUGCAGAGGCAGAGAGAAAAGAAGAGGAGCUGUUGCGAUUUCCACAUCUAACAGCUUCUGGCUAUUUCGCAACUGCUGGGUUUGAGUCCUACUGUUGCCGUGGCUGAAAAGAGAAGUAAAAUCCAACUUGUGAGACCAUGCACAAGGAAUUAGGCUUUGGCUGCAGCGGUGCUGAAGCCCAUGCUAUGACAGAAGAAGCAGGCCUUUGAAGCUAUCCUCGGGUUAAGAAGUGGUGCCCUAAAGAGGCAAGCAUCCCUUUCUCCGUUCUGCUUUAAGACCCCACAUCUGAAGGAGACAGACUUGAGGCAUUCACAAGCAUCCAAGGAUACUGGCUCACUGCUGGCUUCCUGUACUUUCUUGAGAAAAGUGUUUUCUUUUUACUGACUCUCACUGCUUCCUUUUGGCCUGGUACCACUGAUGGAACCUGGCAGAUAAUGGGAUUUGAGGAGUUAAGUAUCUGUUGACACUACAGAUACUCUUAAAUUAGUUAAUCAGACUCAAAUGGGUCAGUGCUUUCCCUUGAUCUUUUGUUGAAGCCUUUUCCAGAACGUUGCCUCCAAAGUGCAUCCUCCCUUUGGUCUGGAAGUUCUGUGGCUACCCUGUACCACUGGGGUCAACGUUUUCCAGUUGGAAGAGGACUACAGGGAGAGAGGGCGGGGUUAUUGGAAGAAGAAGAAGAAAAAAAGAACUAGAUAAAGGAAGGCACAUCCCUCUCACUCCCGCCUUUCUCCUUACCUUUCUGUCUCUCGGGACCCUUAUUUCUUCGUCACGGUGUCCAGGACCAUUUUGACCCUGUCGGCCCCGGCACCCCCCCGCCGCACCCCAGCCCCGAGCAUGGGGACGGCGCUGCUCCAGCGCGGGGGCUGUUUUCUUCUGUGCCUCUCGCUGCUGCUCCUGGGCUGCUGGGCGGAGCUGGGCAGCGGGCUGGAGUUUCCGGGCGCCGAGGGCCAAUGGACGCGCUUCCCCAAGUGGAACGCCUGCUGCGAGAGCGAGAUGAGCUUCCAGCUCAAGACGCGCAGCGCCCGCGGCCUCGUGCUCUACUUCGACGACGAGGGCUUCUGCGACUUCCUGGAGCUGAUUCUGACGCGCGGCGGCCGCCUGCAGCUCAGCUUCUCCAUCUUCUGCGCUGAGCCUGCGACGCUCCUGGCCGACACGCCGGUUAACGACGGCGCCUGGCACAGCGUGCGCAUCCGCCGCCAGUUCCGCAACACCACGCUCUUCAUCGACCAGGUGGAGGCCAAGUGGGUGGAGGUCAAGUCCAAGCGCAGGGACAUGACGGUGUUCAGCGGCCUUUUCGUCGGGGGGCUGCCCCCGGAACUGCGCGCCGCGGCGCUCAAGCUCACCCUGGCCUCGGUGAGGGAGCGAGAGCCCUUCAAGGGGUGGAUUCGUGACGUGAGGGUCAACUCCUCGCAGGCCCUGCCCGUGGACAGCGGCGAGGUGAAGCUGGACGAUGAGCCGCCCAACAGCGGCGGGGGAAGCCCGUGCGAGGCGGGCGAGGAGGGCGAGGGCGGGGUGUGCCUCAACGGAGGUGUGUGCUCCGUGGUGGACGACCAGGCCGUGUGCGACUGCUCGCGAACCGGCUUCCGCGGCAAGGACUGCAGCCAAGAAGACAACAAUGUGGAAGGUCUGGCGCACCUGAUGAUGGGCGACCAAGCAUAUGCAGUAAAGGGUGGUUAUGGUAAAGAAAAACCGAGAACCAUCAGAAGUUGCUGUCUGAAAGAAGAUCCUCAGUUUAAACCACUGUAUCCAAAAAAUAAGUCCAUUUUUCAUCCAUGCAUGACAGUUUGGGAACAUGCAGACAUCUUUGGCUUCUGGCUUGUAGAAUGCUGAGUAUAGUGUUCCACAGAAUCAAUACUUUCUCUACGUAGAUUUAUUGUAUGUCUCUCUUUUGUGUGAUCUUUUAAAACUGAGCAUGGGCCUUUCAGUUUUUUGCAUGUGCUUGCCUUCAAAAAAGGCAGAAUUCCCAACAUGUCCUGAUUGCAUCUCCAUUUGUCUUCAAAACCUUGUUUAUACUUUCAUGUCUUAUUUAAUUUUCAGAGAGUAGUGGCUUUACAUAUGUUCAUAAUUCUUAUUGUUGUUUUUCUCCUCUUUAUCCUCUUUGUCUGGAAACCCUUUCUUCAUGGACCCAUUUCAUCAAAUCCAUAGGUAAAAGUAAAGGUAUUACAUUAUUUUAUUUCUUCUUAAUAUCAUCUGUAUGAAUUACAGUAUGUCUGAGUUACAUAAAUGUAUUUAGACCUUUUGGCAUUGGUAAUGGGCACUGGGAGGUAGGUAUAUGUGUUAAUAAAUAUUUUAUAAAUUUAAGGUAAGAAAAAUCCAUCAAUAUGUUUCCAUUUUCGCCCCCACCCUUUUUUUUCUCUUUAGACUGAUCUUUUUCAUGUCAGGUGCUCACAUAAUUAAUAUAUUUAGAAAUUAGCUACAAGUUUUGGUGUCAGUUUCUGCAGUAUCAUUUAAUGGUACUUAAAUAAGUGUAGGAACUGUAAAUAUGUGAUCUUCAAACAUUCAGCUCUGGAGCACACCUGCUCUAGCCAUUCUGUAUUGAGACAUAAGUCUAAGCAUGUGCACCACUGAAAUGGUACUGCUGUGGGUGCAUCAUCUUGUUGUCUGCUAGAUGUCAUUUAUGCACAUGAACACUGUAGUAACCUAAAAAGGCAGCAUUAAGAAAGAGACAAACAGAGGAGCAAGACAUUUCUCUUUAUGCAUACUAACUUUGUUUUAAGGGCAUUAUCAACUAGCUAUGCAUUCCCGCAUUGCUUGGUAAGUCAGGCAUGUGUACUCUUUGAUGAUGUUGGUACAAAAUCCAGAAGCAUGUGUAAUUUGCCAUUUAAAACCAUCCUCAUUGUGUUUAAUGUUGUCAUUAAAAGGAAGUAAGUGGUAUGCAGCUGUGGCAAACAUAUAGAAUAGUCUUUAAAUCAACCAUUUUUAACUGUGUGUUAGUGAAUGUUUCUAUUUAGUUUCUGUUUUUUAAUUAUUAUUAUUAGUUUAAAUGCAGGAAUAUCUUUAUUCUUUCCUGUGUUCUCAGUGUUAAUCUGGUGAAUUGGGACCACAGUUCACAGUUCUGCACCUUUAUGUUUGUGUCAUCUAGCAGGAAAACUUUUCUGCUUGAAAAAGCAUCUGAACAUGAGCCAGGCAAUAUGUAAGAAAUGAUAUCAAUUUUAAAUGUGUAAAAUAGAGCUUUAGAAACAAAUGCUGUUUGAAUACUUUGAUCCAACAACAUAGGUUAUCACAGUUUUGGUUUUGGCAGCUAUUUUCAAUAGUAUAAUUUAAUCUCAUAUUAAGCCUCUAGCAACUAUGCAAAUGACAGUAUGUAUCAAUUAUUUUAGAGGUUUUGUGUACCAUUUUGAGUGCUUUCUAAACAUUUUUACUUGAGGCCAAAAUCUCAUCCACUGCGUUCUCUUAAGUGGGCAUUUCUCAUCAUGUUCUUUAGUUUGUGGACUUAGGAUGGCAUAGAGGGAAUAAUAUACUUUAUCUUACUGGCUGAGUAAAGUAUAUGUAUAUGUGUUUGUAUGUAUGCAUAUGUGUAUUUGUAUGGAUGCAUGUAUAAAUACACAAUUUCUAAGUGUAUACACUCAUAUAUUUGUUAUUUUGUGAAAAAGUAACUCAAAUAAUUUUUUAAUUAUACAACCAUUUUCUACAUAUGGAAUAGUUCAUGUUUAUACUCAGCUGAUAUUUGUUUUGGUGUACUUAAUGUUAAGUGUCACUUUAUUCAGUUUUUCUAUGUCAGUCUUAAAUGUUUUCUGUUGGCAUGUGUGUCAAACAUUAUUUUUUAACUUCACCGGUUUUCAUCAGAUUUUGUUCCUCAAUCAGCACAAAGACACAGAGGACAGGAAUUUGUUUUUUUCAUUGCAUUCUUCUUCUAUUAUUGGGACGAGUAAGCUUUUUGCUGUUAAAUGGAGAGAGAAAAUUUUUAGAUGGACUUGAGUAUUUUGCAAAUCAGAUUGGUACCCAUUUCAUGUUGUUUAAUUAGACGUAGAGAAAUGAGAAAGGUGAUUGUAAGUCUUCUCUAAUUGCAGAUUAAUUCAACAAAUCUAUAUUCUAGAGCAGAAAUACAAUCAUGACUAUGACAUGGCAUCCACAGAGUGUUCAUAUAACAAGGAAAUGAAAACAUGUGGGCAAGUUAGAAUGAAUGACAGACUGGAAGCGCUGUGAGACUGGUACAAAGUGAAGUAGGAAUUCAGAAAAAGGAAAGCAUAACAUCAAUCCAAGUCUGUCUUAUGUGAAUAUCCCCACCUUGUGCCAUCUGUUGGAGGAAUUAAAAAAAAAUCUGGAAAAAAUAAUUUAGGAACUUUACAUUGCAGUUUCCUAUGUGGAGUUAAAUCCUAGUUGUGCAUAAAAUCGGGGUUAAGUCUGGACAGUUUAUGUAACUGAUUUACAGUGUAAACUUAUGUUUCGUAAAUUUUUAUAUCUCAAUAUAAUCAUGGAGCAAUUUUCUCAAUUUUCCCACGUUUCUCUUGUGUGAGUAGUGAAUUCAGGGGAUCUGGAAUGAAGUUUUGUGGAUUACUGUCUUUCUUUAUGAAAAAAAGACUAGAAAAAAAUAGAUUCAAGAACAUCUUCAUUAUUUUGAUUUCUUCUUUAUGAAUUCUUAAAUAUUUUCUAACUGUUUAAAUGUCCAGUGAUAGAUGAAUAUAUUUCAUUAAAAAUAAUUAACACAUGUAAAAAGAACAUGCCUUUUGAUAACCUUCUUCAUCCUCCUCUCAAGUCCUUUCUCUCGAGGUAAGCACUGGUCUCACUUUGUGAUGUGUCCUUACAGAGUUGAUGUUGAUCCUUCUGUGCUCCAUAACAACUCAGGGUUUGGAAACUGCAAAAUCCCUUAUCAUGUGUACAUGACAAAAAUGGCGAAGUCAGCUGGAGACAUGUUAGAGACCACUGCUAUGGGCUGGCAGAAUCACAAUGAAUUAAACACGAGUUUACUCAUUCUUCUCAUAGGCCAUAGUGCCUCCUAUUUUUAAUUAGUCAUCCUGUUUCAAACUUUAGAGUCAGUCUGUCGCUUGUGUUUUUUACAUUCCCUAAACAAAGAUAUGUCACCUUUAACUGGAUAUGGUUAAGAAUAAACUUUGAAUGAAUUAUAGUUUUCUUUGGGGCAGCUGAAGAUCUGUUAUUCAAAGCCAACCUUACUUUUGCUGGUUGUGGGUAGAUGGAUUCAAAUAGUCUUCAUGAAAUUUGGAUCACAUUUUUUUGGGGCUUGAAAUUUGUCAAUGAUAUUGUUGUUAGGAUCAUUGAUAAUGCUAAUUUUAUUCUCCUUUCUAUUUAGAAUUUAGGUUUAUCUAUUUGCCUUGAAUGAAGUAUGUCUUUUCUCUUUUGUUCUUGUUUCUUUUCCUAUGUAUGUGUAACUGGUCACUUCAUUCCAAUAAUUGCUUUGAUUGUUUAUUUAUAUUUUACUUUAAUGGCUUAUCAGAAAUGAAUGACUAUUUAAAUUACAAAAAAAGUCAAAAUAUGUUGUACAUGAAAAUCAAGCCAUAAUAGCUGGUUAAUAGCUCAGGAGCACAAGUUAAUAAUUAUCAGCGAAUGUUGGCACUUUGAUUGGAGGCUUGUACUUUUCCUUCAUAAGUCAUCAUAAUUGUAAUUACAUAUUUGUAUUUGUGAUUAUACUUAAUGUUAACUUUUCCUAGUAGAGUGUAAGCUCUAUGAGGGCAGAAAGCUUGUCUUUCUCUUUGACCAUUGUAUUUCCAGAACAUUUUUCUUAUUGUAUCUUGAAUUUGCCAUUUUCAUGACUUAAAUGUAUUUGUUUGGGGGCGGUGGUUUCAACUGUCCAUUUUAAAGAGUCAAAUGGACAUUUAUUGUUUAAUUAUCCAGGCUUCUCAUGUUACUAGAAGAGCAAAAUAUUACAAGUAGAACUGAAAAGAAUAUAGUUACACAUUCUGAAAGUGCAUAAGCCUUAUUCUCUUUGUGAAGAGUAGAUCUUAAAUUAGUAUAAUUUAUAAAAAUAGUAAAGAUAGAUUUUUCUCAAAACUAAUUGUUAAAGCUAAUUGUAAUUGUUAAGACCUGGAUACAACUCUUCCACCUGAACUAAUUGAUGAGUAAAAUCUAAUAUUACCAUGUGCUUUAAAUUUUUAUCUAUACUGUCAUACCACAAUAAUAUUUCAUUAAACUUACUCUUAUAAUAGAUUUGAUAUUAUUAAUACUUAGAAAAGAAUAAAGCAUUUGGUGUUUUUUUUAAUACAUUUUCUUUUGUCUUUGUCUUAGUCCAUUUGGGCUUCUAUAUAAAAAUACCAUAAACUGGGUAGCUUGUAAGUAACAGAAACUUAUUUCUCAAACGUCUGGAGGCUGGGAAGUCCAAGACCAAGGGCGGACACAGUCGGUGUCCAGUGAGAUUUUGCUUCCUGGUUCAUAGAUCACUACCUUCUCUUUGUGUCCUCACUUGAAAGGGAGCAAGAGAGCUCUCUGGAGUGUCUUUUAUAAGGACAGCAGUCCCAUUCAUAAAGGCUCUGCCCUCCGGACCUAGUCAAAUCCCAAAAUCCCCCUCUCCUAAUCCAUCAUUUUGUGGGUUAGGAUUUCAGUUUAUCAAUUUUGGAAAGAUACAACAUUCAGAUCACACAGUUUCCAUGAUUUUUAUUUUUAUACCAUUUUCAAGUCCUAUGUUGCUAUAUAGCGAAUUUGUCUGUGAAGUGCACAACUUCCAGUUACUAAAAUCCUAAUGCAUAUUUGUUUUAUGCUUUUUAAAAUAUAUUUUGCUGUGAUUUCUGAUAUAGACCUAAUUUGGUUAUUAAAAUAUGAUAUGUAUCUUCUUCUGUAUAAAUUCUUAAAUUGUAUUUCCUCAUUUAGUUUCAUAAUAGUAAGUCAUCUGUUUGUUCAGAAAAGUUUGUGAAUGUUGACAGACCCUUACUGUUGAAAUGCCUGUGUUUGGUGCACAUACAAACUAAGAAGUAAGAAUUUUUUUUUAAAUUUUCUACUGUGUUACCUCUACUCUUGCAAUACUGGAUCCCCUUAACUCACAGCCACAGACCGUGGGAAGACCAGAGUUUCACCUUAUAAUAUCAGACAUUAAAUAUCUACUUUUAUCUAUACAGUACACAUAGAAGGCUAUGUGACUAUUUAGAAUUCAAUGUUUAUUUAGCAGUUCAUCUUUAGCUUACAUGUUCGUUAGUUAUGAGUAGAACCAAGAAAAACUAAUUGAAGAGUAUAUGCUUAUGUAUUAUCUCUUGCUGUGAUUUAACCAAUCUUGUUACAUGUAUUACUAAUAAAAGUCCCAGCUUGAUUGUAUUUCUGUAAUCCUGGCUCUGUGAAGCAAAGUUUUCUGUGUCAUUAUACAUUCCUUAAACAAUGAUAACAUUGAAAAACUGAUCAUCUAAACAAGACUUUUGCUAAACUUGUUGUAGACUAACUUAUCCUCAGAGAAGAGCACAGAAAGGACUCUCUGUACUUUAAUAGUUUAAAAAAUGAGGUGGUAUGAAUAGAAACUUAGAUGCGUUUUACUGAAAUAUGUUGCAAAUAGCAAAACUUUCAAAUUAUGACAUAAUGGAGGUUAAACUGAUUAUUUCUUCUCCAAAAUAAUGACUUUAUGUUAUUUAUACAUUUGCAAAUGUAUUUUUUUUAAUCUAGAUUUUUAACAACCAUCGUCAACACUUUUGGGCUUGAUAGGAGGCUAUUUCCUAAAUUGUGCUGGUCAGAGGUUAAAAAACAAUGUAAUUUUCUAUAGUCUUUAGCUCUUAAACUAGAUAUAUUUGGAUCUUUAAUUAGAAUCAUAACAUUUUGGAGCAGAGAAGAAUAUUAGAGAUCUUCUAAAAAUAUAAUAAUAUAAUAUUGUCCCUCUUUGUGUUAUAAGGCAUGAAAGGUGAUGCUGCUUAUUAUGAUAGGCAAAACUUUGUACAAUUUUGAACCAAAAUAACUAUCAUAAUAUAGAAUAGCCAACCUUAAGGGGACUUCAAAGAUUUUUCUUCAGUUAAACACUAAUAAUCAUGAAACAGAGUUUCAUCUUCUUAUUCUUAGACAAUAAAUUUAGUGGUAGUAUAAAGGAAACCAUUCACAGAUUUUUAUCUAGAAUGCCGGUGUCUCUCAUUAUCAAGAUUUUCAUUUGAGGGAGUAAAACUCCACCUUGUAACUGAUGGGUAAUAGUCCUGAAGUCAUAAGAGCUGGGUUCAUAUUCCAGAUUUGUUCCUUACUGACCUUGAGUAAAUAAUUUAGCCUCACAUAUCAAAACCUUAUGAUCUGUAAUAUGGAUUAAUAAAAAUACUCAAUUACUGAGGGUAAUGUUACAUGACAAAUUGCAAAAGUGCAUAGAGGUGGCUUUUUAUUAAUGGUGACAAUAAGAAAAAGAUACCGUGUGCAUUUCGAUUAAAUGAAUUUUAAAACGAUUAAUCUGUAAUCUGCCAAAGGUUUAACAAAAACAGUAUCAUUAUCUUAAUAUCUUCUUUCCAUCAUAUUAAUACCCUAUUAUUUAUGAUUCUGGCAUUGUUUUUGGUUGAAACUAACUAGACACCAAUGUCCUGAUGAUCCGUACUACAGAGAACAUUUGUACAAAAAAGUAUUAAAGAUUGAUUAUCCUCAAUCAAAAUUAUUUAGAUAUCUGUUACUCUUUACACUUUAACAUUUAUCUUACAUACAAUAAUGAGGAUGAAAUAGACUUGCCUCCACUUUGAGCAACCCUAGGAAAUCAUUGGUAAAAUGCUGGUUUUCAGAUGCAAAUUUAUUGGUUGAAGGAGGCAGGGAGAUAGACAUUUUUUCAUGGACUGGAGGUACCAAUGAGAUGAAACUUUUUUUGUAAAUCAAUGUUUUGCCGUACUAAUGACUUCAUAGAAUGAUAUAUAGUUGAGACUGCUGACACCUAGUUAUCUGAAUGCCACAUUUUCAAGGAAAAGCUAAGUAGAUAUAUUUCUGAGGUGUCUAUAUUGGAAAAAUAACAUAUAAUUAUCUUGAAAUAGUUAAAUAAUUGGCUAGUAUUCUCACAUACUUCAAGAUUUUGCUAAAAAUGUUAAGGAGACUAAAACCUACCACCCUGCUUAAUACUGCAAUUUGGCCCUCUCCUGAACUUCCAUACCGUGAUCUAGUUUCUCUUCAUAGAAAUUACUAUCUUUUAACAUACUUUAAAAAAAUUCUCAUUUAUUUUGUUUAUUUGUCUUCCUUUCACCAGAGGAAGGAAUCUGGUGAAGGCAGAAAUCUCUACCCUGCCCUGAUGUGUCUCAAGGGUUCCUAGAGCAGUGACUGGCACAAAUAGAUACUCAAUAAAUUCUUGUUUAAUGAUCAACUGGUUGGUUAGCUAAACAAGUUUGUCAAGUUUCCUUUGGGUUUUACUUUGGAUAUUUUUUCUUUCUCAUAGUAUACUAAUUUUUAAAUUUCUUUUUCCUUUUUGCUCCAAGGUAUAUCUUUCUAUGAAGGAUAAACAAAGUCAACGAAAACAAAAAAGUUUUCGUGUUGUAUUGUGCGUCAAGUGGCCUCAGAUUUGACACUUUUUAUCUUUCUCAUUCCCUGUCCAAUGCAAGAAGCCUCUAGAAAUUUUGGAAAAUAUUUAAAAACCACUUUCACAACCACUGAUGGUCAAAGGUUUCUUUUCACAUUUUUCUAAUUAUCUCAGUCUUAAAUGAAUAUUUCUUUAAGAAAGGGACAGUAAUUAAUCUUUGCAUGUCUCUGUGUCUAUACAAGUAACAGGAAGAGGAUCCUGGAAGUUUGGCUUCUGAAUAGCGUGAUUCAUUGCGACGUUUUCAGGAAGGAUCUUUUGGCAAUUUGUGAUGGAAAGUUUCAAAAAAUGAAGUAGAUCUUAUAUUUUAUGGUCAUGUAGCUUAUCUUUCACUAAAAUAAAUAUAAAUUGAUUCAUUCUUCCGAGAUCAUCAAGUAGGCAUAAACACCCAAAAGCCUUUGAUUUUUCUUUCUCAGCACACAGAUACAUUAUUGUAUGUCCAAGUAGAUGACUUAUCAGUGAGUCCAGGUCCACAGCCGGCUGUCCUAAGCCAUAGAACCUGUGCUGAAGAACUACAAUGGUAGGAAAUCUUCGAAUUAAAAAGCAUCAACAGUACUACAGUGCCUGAGGCCAUAUUUUGCUUAAAAUGUAUGUCCUAUUACUUGUCCUUUCGAAAAGAGAGUGAGAGCUAAAGGGUUUCAUUCAAUUGUAGUCACUAUUACUGUAAUCACCAAGGAGAUUCUGCUUUAUGUGGGACUGUUACAUGUGGUGUAAAGGCACAGCUUUUCAGAAUGGAUGUUUUCACGGUUUAUAUUAAGAAAUGUAGCCACAUGUAUAAUAAUAGCUACCAUUUUCAGGAUGUAUUCUUUUGCAUUCAUAUUAUACCUACUUAUAUAAAUGCCUAUUGCACAAAACUGCAGUUCUCCCUUUCUGUUUGGCUUGUUUGCCAUGUACCUACAACCCCAUGAUAGUUCAUUCAGAAUAGGAGCAGCUGAAGUACUCUCUAUUAAUUAUUCGUGUUAACUUUCAAACAGGUAAAAUGCAGGGAUAUUCAAAGAACUAUGAACUGAGACUAAUAUUUUCUUUCAUGUUAAAAAUACUAUUUUAUUGCAUAACCCAGGUAUAGACUAUACAAUUACACUACUGAGACAAUGAAUAAGAUAAUUCAGAAAAUUAAAACAACUUAUGCUUUAUAAGGAAUUUCAAAGCAAUAUUUUAUUCUUUGGCUUGAGUUACCUGGGAAGCUGACCCAGUUUUCCCUUUCAUUUUCUGGACUUGGCAUUAUAAAGUCUGUAGACAUUUGGAGAAAUUUAAAUUACUCCAUUUAAGGAAACAAUCAAAUUUAGAUUGGGCUAAACUGCUGCUAGAGGGAUGGAAAUCCCUAAAUUGUCCAAUUGUGAUUUCAUUUCACAGGGAAACCCUAGUUCACAAGUUAGCCAUAGGAUUUCAUAGAUUGCUAGUAGCAAAAUCUGCCAGAAAUCUUCCUCUAAACUCAGUGAACAGAUAAUGUUUGAAGCUAUACUGACCUAAAAGAAUGAUGUGAUGGCUUUUAACAGCUGUCUUUCAGGUGUUUAUUGUUUAAAUAAAACAAUACCUUGUCUGGCAAUCAGCAGAAAUGCGUUUUGAAUUGUUUUCUCAGCAGUGUGGUUGGAUUUACACUGACCCAUCGGUACUUUCAGUGACCAGUGGCAUUCUUUUCCAGAGGACUGGCUGAAGUUAAGAGUCUUAAAGAGCAGUUGGAUUUGCACUGACCAAUGAGGUGGAAGAAGAGAGAAGCUGAUUGAUCCCAAAGAAAGCCAACACCUAGACUGAUGAAUGUGAGGACUCUUUGGUUUGGCAUUUGUCCUCAUUAUUUAUAGAACGAAUGCCAGUUAUUAGGCUAGGUUCCAGUUUAUUUCUUUUUUUUUUUCUUUUUUUUUUUUUUUUGUUUAACUACUUUAAGCAUGUUAUUCCCUGAGUAGAGAGAAAGCCCAUAGGAGAACCACUCUUUAAUCAAACAUGUUCAAGUAGCUCACUUCCCUGUCAGAACAUCUGAACAAUUGCUCAAACAUCAGUGCAAACCUUGAGAUCAUUACUAUUGUUCUACCUAGUAGUUCUCAGAGGGACAGCCCAGAGCAGUUACUCACAUGUUUCACUCACAUUAAAACAUACUUGUCUAGUGUCCCAUGUCAUCAAUUCCCUGUGUAAGAACAGAUAAAUCAGUUAAAAAUAUGUGGCACUUUCAAAUUCUAUCAUCUUGAUUUAUUGCAACAGGACAGGACCACUGAGAGAUUUAUCUUUGGCAAGGGGAUAAUUUUUGAUACCAUCUUAAAUCACAUGCAAUAUGUAACCCUCUAUGUAUAGAGCUUCCCUAAAUUCUGAAGUUGAGGAACUCCCACAAUCACCUGGGAUGCAUUUUCUAAAAUACAGAUUUUUCAAGGAACUUAACAGAGGAUUUUAUUCACUAGGUUAUGGCAGAUUGGCAUCCUGUACUUUAAAAGAGAUCACUCCUUCCCCCAGAAGAUCUAAUGCCCAGUCACUUUGUGACUAGUGCUAUCAACUCAUUGAUUUGACCUUUGACCUACAAAAGCUGAGGACUUAAUCUUCAUGGUGAAGAUUUUUGUUUUUUCCUUGCAGUGACAUGCACAACUUGAUAACUCCCCUCAUAAUGCUUCUGCAUUGAAAGACUGUUUUUGAUAAUAAAAAGAAUAAUUAUUAACUUGCUUUAAAAGAAGUUGCUCCAUUAUGAAAGGACUGAAAAAAAAUGUAGUUAUUCUAUUAGAUCUACCCUUCAUCCCUGAAACUAAAUUGUCAGUUUUCACAUUAGUAAAGAUGUCACUGAGCUCUUUCAAAUCUUGUUGUAAAGGUCAUUAAAAUUUUCAUUGUGUAGAGUUCAGACCAUGUGCUUUACAAAAAGACAAAACAAAAAUCAAAUUGAAUAUGUGGCAACUUUUAAACUUUUUAUGUAAUGGCCACCUAUGGACACUUUGUAAUAUGUUUUAGGAUCAUUCUCAAUAAUGUACAAUGGAAAAAGGAUCCAGACAAGGAAAAGCUAAACAGCAAAUACUGAGCUCACGUUUAAAAUCUGGCACAAAUAUAUCUUGAUGCAAUGGAAAAGGAUGAUGAUAAUGACCCUUUUUUCUGGAAAUCGUGGAGAAAGAACCAUUAAAUAAAACAAGAAUAUGUUGUAUGUACAAAAUUCAGGCUUUAUUGGGGUAGAAAUUUGGUCCAUGGAUUCUACUGAAAAAUAAUAGACAGUAUUCUUAUUAGACAUUCAGAAAUGACAGACUCAGGUAUAGAAAUUAUAUGGAAAUGUAUGGUAAGAUUAAAAAAAAACUAUAAAGGAAGUGGUUGAAAGAUUAGUGUGAAUACAAGAAAAAGCAGGGAGAGAGUGAUGAGGGUGAUACGGUCAAGCUCCUAUGGGGACAAGAACACGAGAUUGUAAUGUUGUCACUGCAAGAGCAAGGUGUUACUCAUUUCUCCAAGUAGAAAUAGAUGUGAAAGAGUAAUGACAGCAGCCUGAGAGGGCAACUUUAGGGUCUAGGGAAGCUCUAUUCAUAGAUAGUUACAUAUUACAUGUGAUUUGAGGGGGAUCCAAAAAUUGUCCCCUUGCCAAAGAUAAAUCUCUCAGUGGUCCCAUCUGUUGCAAUAAAUCAUGAUGAUAGUAUUUGAAAGUGCCACAUAAUUUUAACUGAUGUAUCUGUUCUUAAGGAGGGAUUUGAUGAUAGGGGACACCAGACAAGUAUUUUUUAAUGUCAGUGGAACUUGUCAGAUGGCAUUGUCCAGCCCUUGAGUUAGCCCCAGUGAGAUCUGUGCAGAGUUGGAAGCCCUUAGCACAUUUGGCAUGGCUGAUUCCUGGAGUUAUAGAGGAAGCAGAAUCCAAUGAUAGACUGUUAGCAGUAUAUUUCAGUCAUUGCGCACACUGGCACUCCUACCCCAAACUAGGAAAAGUGGAUUAUUCUUUUUUUAGGAACACCAUUAUACCUAAUAUUUACCUCUAUUAUAAAGUUCUUUAGCUGGAUUGCAUUUAUUAUUGGUCAGUCACUGUUGUUAGAAUGUGAUACCCCUGAAGGCAGGGGCUUUGAUAUUUUCAGUUUUGAAUUAAGGAUAGAGCUUGGUACAUGAAAGAUGCUGAGGAAAUCUUGUUGCACAAGCAUAGCCAAGGAUGAUGGAGACUGGAGUUAAGUAGACCCACAUUUAGACCCUAGAUUGAUGAUGUAUCCGCUUUGUGGCUUUGGGAAAGUUAUCUGGCCUCUUUGAAACUCAUUUGUCUCAUUUGUAAAACACAGAUAGUAAAAUCUAAAAAUCUCUUUUAGCUAUGGGGAUGAAGUAUAUGAAUAUCGGUAAAGUGUGUAAUGUAUUUCUAGUGAAUAGUGAAUGCACAAUAGUGGAACAUGUGGCAGAGUAUUUGGUGUCUAAUGAUGAGUCAAAUAAAAUUAGUUUUCAAAGGAAACAACUAACUUUUUAAAUCACAAACUACAUGGAGGAAAGAUCAAAAAAGUCAAAAACAGUUAUCCCUUGUACACAUAUUUUUAAAGCUCAUUAAAUCCCAAAUGUUGAGAAAGGAAGUAAAAUGGAAGGGGGCAGAAAGAGAAUUGCAAAAUAUUUUUGUGAUACAUUUUUUUUGUUUCAUUUUAUGGUGAUUUUCAUUAUUCUUAAUUCAAGAAAAAAAAAUAGCUGAGGCUAGUCUAAGAAUGCUGACCAGGAAAUAAUUUUGUCGUAAUUUUUGCCUCUAAGUAACAAAGGUGAGAUGUUUUCUUUAAUUUAUUUUUAAAUUUCUUUGAUUAGGGUAUUAAGAUCCUGCUUACAAUGAACUAGUUUUAGCAUAAAUCAGAUAAAGCCUUUUGUUCUACACUGCUCAAGAAGAAAAAGCUUAGCUUGCUUUUAACUUGUUUUGCCUAAUUGCCUUUCUCCAUUAGAAGAGAAUAUACCAUGGAAAAAAUAUAUAAUCCCUUCCUGUCCUUCAGCUCCCUUCUUGGGUGUGUUUUGGAGAGUUUGAAAUUAUAUGAAAGUUAUGAGAGAGUGAGAUAACUAUUCAAGAGAAAAUUAAGCUUGUUGGGGUGUGGGGGAAGGCGAGAUUCCUCACAUAAUUUGGUAGGUCUGUUAACACUUUAAGACUCAGAGAUAACACUUAAGUGAAUAGCAAUUUACUAGGAGCCAGAAAGUACAUGGUAAUGUGUUUUAAAUCAGUAUAAUUGUGAAGUCUACCACAAUCAGAAAAGUCACAGAAAUUGCUUUAGAAUGGAGAGGGACUUAAUUAACAAAUAAUGAACUCACAAAUUUGACAAAAUCUUUAGAAGUCUCCUAGUCCAAAUGCCUAUUCAAACAAACUCCUCUGCUAGUUAAGUAAUGGGUGAUGAUGUAAACUCUCUUUAUGCUUUCAGAAGGCUGUACUUGUUACCUUGUUACCUCAUAAAGUCAUAAUGUUUUAAGGAGAGGUUUAAUUAUUAAAAAGUUUUUCUUUAUUUUAAUCAAAAUCUGCCUACUGAAACUAUUGCCAAUCAGCCAUCUGCAUGUUGUUUUGCUGAUUCUUAAGAUAGUUAUUGAAUUUAUCCGAUGUGCUGUGCUCUGUUUUCAAUUUCUCUAGACUUAAAAACAUUAUGUCUAAUUUCUCAUUCACUUAAAAAAAUACUUUCUAUAAAUAUAUUUCUCCACCCCAUCUUUAUUUUUUGUUGCUAUAAGAAAAUACCAUAAAUGUGUAAGUUAUAAAGAAAAUAAGUUUAUUUCUUGUAGUUCUGCAGGCUGGGAAGUCGAAGAGCAUGGCACUAGCAACCAUUGGGGGCCUUCUUGCUACAUCAUAACAUGUGGAGGGCAUCACAUGGUGAGAGGGUAAGAGAGUCCCUGCCAGCUCAGGUCUCUCUUCCUCUUCUUAAAGCCACCUGUCCCAUCAAGGGGGCUCCACAAUGAUGACCUUAUCUAAUCCUAAUUACCUCCUAAAGGACCCACUUCCAGUCAGCGUAUUAAUUUGAGGAUUAAGUUUUCAACACACAAAAUUUGGGGAACACAUUCAAACCAUAGCAACUCCUAUACCCAAAUUCAGAUUUUUCUCUUCCAUGUUUUAUUUUUUGGUUCUUUCAAACCAUCCCUCACAGUGCUGAAGACCUUACCAUCUCUUUGCUGGUUGUCUCCUUCUCCUAAUCUUGGCAUGCUCUAAUUGUCAGGAUACCUCUUAAAGCCAAGUCUAAAAUUAAUUAUACUAUCCCUGGGUAUCUGAGCAAGGCAUAGUAAAAUGGAAGCAUUCUGUGGUUUUGGAAAUAAUACUUCCGUUAAUGCCAUCUAAAAUCAAAGGUAGGGGUGUGGUUGUGUGUGUGUGUGAAUGUGUGUAUGUAUUUUCGUCAGUGUUACUGUUUUAUCAAUUCAUACUGAACUUUUAGUCAGUUGAAAUCUCUAAGUUUUUCCACAUGAACUGCUUAUAAGUCAGCCUUUCUGUACUCUACUCAAGAGUUGAUGUUGUCAGCCCACUUUAAAACAUGAAACAUUACUAUUCAAUUCUACCUUCAAUCAUUAGAAGUAGUAAAUUAUCUACUAAGGGUCCUAUGCAAGAUGCUGUGAAUACAAACAUAAAUAAGGCUUGGUAUUUGUUCUAGAGGGAUUUAUAGCUCAGUAGGUGAAUACAUUUUUACAUGGAAGUCUCAUCAAUAGUUAAAAGCCCUGUAAUAUAAGUUAUUUACAGAAACCAACAUUCUUCAUUAGCUGAGCCUUGUUGAGUGAUGAGUGUUGGCUAGAGUGACAUUGUAGUGUAUUAGUUUUCUAUUGAUGCCAUAACAAAUUACUACAAAUGUAAUAGCUUAAACAACGUGAAUGUAUUACCUCACUCUUCUGUAGGUCAGAAGUCUGGCAUGGAUCUCACUGGGGUAAAUUUGAUUUGUCAUCAAUGCUGCAUUUCUGUUAGAAGCACUUGCAAAGAAUCUGCUUUCUUCCUUUUCUAUCUUUUUUGAGGCUGCCUACAUUCCUUGGCUGGUGACUCCUUUCUUUCAUCUUCAAAGCCAGUAACCUUGCAUCUCUCAGACCAUUCUUCUGUAGUCACAUUUUCCUCUGACUCCUCUUCUGCUGUUUUCUUCCACUUGUAAGGAGCUUGUGACAACAUUGGGUCCAGGGUUCUUACCCUAUCGUUAGGUCAGCUGAUUAGCAAACUUAAUUAACAUCUUCAACCUUAAUUGCCUUUGCUAUCUUUAAGGGCAAAAAGAAUAAGGGCAUCUUUUUCUCACCGUUCGUAAAGGUCACAGCCAACACUCCUGUAAUGAAGGACAGAUUAACAAGAGAAAAGUAUAACAAACUUAGUUAAUCAAAGUUUCAUGUGACACAGGCACUUUCAGAGUUGAAGACCCAAAUACCCAGGGAAAACUGUGUACUUUUUAUACUGAGUUUCAGUGAAGAAUGAACCGCCAUGUAGAAAUGUGAUUGGACAAAAGAGUAUAAUCUAAUGGUAAUAGACUGAGGGGGGAAAUCCACAAAGGUUGGUUUAUUUUUUUGUUUUUGUUUUUUUGGUUUUUUGGUUUUUUUCAGAUUCUUCUCUUUGUAGCAUUUUUCCCUCCAGAGUAUAGGGCAAUGAGAGUCUUCAAGGGAAAAGGGAGAGAGUGACCUUUCUAAAUUUUAUGGCUUACUUUAGGGGAGAAGAGUUUUAGUUUCUAGACAGACCUUGGAGAAAUGCAAUUCUGGUUGCUAUGACUUGCUUCUGGGGAGAAAGAGGGGUGUGAGAGAGGAGGGCAGGAAAAGGUCAGAGACCUUGUUUCUGAGGCUUUUCCAAUCUCCUUCAGUUCCAAGUACUCAGCAUGCCAGGGUGCCAUACUUUGGGGUAUGUUCUGAGCCGCAACACAUGUAAUCCACAUGUAAUCCAACCUAUUCACAGGUUCUGGAGAUUAAGAUUUAUACAUCAUUGGGGUGCCAUUAUAUUUGUCUAGCAUAGGUAGACACAUUUCAGGCAGAAGCAUAAUGUAAGUAUGUAAGAGAAAUGCAGGUUGCAAGCAAUUGAGUAUUAAUGCAACAAGGGAACCUAAAGGAUGAAACUGGAGAAACAGAUAAAGGUCAAGAUGAUGGAAAGACUUAAGGAACAGGAUCAGAUUGGUUGUUUCAAAAGAUUAUUCUGGCAAGAGAACAGAUUUAAAAAAUGCAGAACCAAAGAUAAGAAAACAGCAUAGCAACAAUUAUUUAGUCAAGAAAGAUACCAGAAGUUUACACUAUUUUCCUAGCAUCAGAGGUGAAAAAUAAGCAAUAGAUUUGAUAUGUGCUAAGGAGUUAGGGUCUAUGGGUUUGUUGGUUGAUUAGUUACAAAGAUGUGGGCACGACUGGAGUCAAGACUGAUUCCCAGAUUUUCAUGAGAAGACUCUAGGUGAAUGGUGAUGUCAUUUAUAGUAUGGAUUACUGAAGAGAAAGUAGAGAUGAGGAGUCAAAGGAAGAGAAAUGCUUCUGAUUUCCAUUUUAGUACAUGGAUAUAAGUAAGCUAUAUUUUAUCCUCGUAUGUAAUUCUAUCCCUGUGUUAUCUACAAAUAUGAUAUUAAUCUACUUGGUAUUUUUAAUGGAAAAAAGUGUGGUAGAGAAUAGAGUCCUCAGAGUGCCAGUAGGGAUAACCUUAAUGCCCCUAGUGUAACCACCACUGUCACGUCAAUCUGAAUCCACUAUAUAACACCAUUCAACCAGCUUUGACUCUGUACUAUUAGCCAGGUCAUAUUUCUGCACAUAUUCCAAAAUUUGUCUUAAUAAACUUAGUCUAGUGCCUUGCUUAAACAUUUAAUAGACUGUCUAAAUCAUGAAGCAAUAUUGGGGAAGUUAUUUCUAUUCAAUAGUGUUAAAUAUUUAAGUAAUUAAUUCACUUUCUCUUCCAUUUUGAUAAACACAUCAACCCAGGGAACUCUAUGUGUAAAUUCUAUUCAAAGCCCUUUGUGGAACAUAAAUACAUAUGUCAUGUUUAUAAAUAUGUAAAAUAUAAAAUAUAAUGACCAUAUAGGAGAGCAAGAGAUGAAUUCUUACUGGAAACAAAGUGCUUGGAUAAGUGGUAGCUGACAGGGAAGAGAUGAGAAAUGAGGAUAGAUUCACUGGGAAAGAGGACCCCUGAAAGAAAGAACAAUGUCAUUAGAAAUAUUGGAACAGCUUCAUGCAAAGCAUGAUUAUAGUGAGGGAUGUUGUGUGGCUGCAACACAAAUGUGGCUGCAAGGGAGGUUUGGAAUGAAAGAAUUGGUAGCUUUCUGGUUCAUAGAUGUAGUUAUUUUAAUUGAAUUUGAAAGUCAUUGGGCAGCACAUAGCCUCUCCAAAUUUUCGCUAGGCUCUCUUACUCCCUACUGUGUGCCCUAACCAGACUCACACAUUUAUGUUUCUUACCAGGUUCCUUAAAUAGCUGCAUUUAUAACCCUGGAUUUAUAAACUUAUUUUGCAGUCAACACACAGUGUGUGUCAGAGGGUUGGGGAUGGAUGCUGCCAUUAUCAGAGUCCCACUUUAAAAAGACAUCUUAAUGGCAGAGUGAAUUCCAAAUUACAGUGCUGAGGAAAGGUGGGAUCAUUAGAGGAAGGUGAAUAAGCUAAGAGGUUGUUUAAAACGUUAAGAUAAAAGUGGGCUGAACUGUGAUGAUAAUAUGAGGAAAAGAAGGAAAGGACCAAACAUGAGAAACUAGAUUUACAAUUUCAUUAGGACAUGGCCUGGGUCUUGUUCUUUCAGUGGGACAAAUCACAAAGUAGAUAAUAAAAAAAUGAAUGAAUGAAGACAUUGGAGUAGUUGAAUUGGAUGUGAGAAGUGAAAGGAAAGAACUGAAGGCAACUUGAAGAGCCUGGAUAUAAGUACCCAGAAGGAUUAUGCUUCUGAAAGUGCCUGCGGGAGAAUAACAUUCAUCUUAGAUCAAGUUCCAAGAAGACAUCCAGGGAGACAACAUUCAGCAGCGAUGAAAGUAUGAAUAUGGUUCUCAGGAUAGAGAUUAUAAUGAAAAGGGAAUAUGAAAAUUAAGAAAGUUUAUUUCAACCCAGCAAAAAUAUUAUGUAUCAAGAUAAAAUACAGAUUAGUAAUCUUUUUAAAAAGAAAGGUCUGAUCAUUUAAUGCGGACACGUUGUUUCAUGGAUGAAGAAACUGAAUAACAAGUGUUUUGCGUAAAGUUAAUCAACUGGUAAAUGGGACAGUUAGCUCUAGCACAGAAAAGGACAUUCCUUGUAUUGCAUCAACAGUUUACUGCAUUACCUCUGACAUCUCCCCACAAGUUUCCACACGGUCCCAUUCCCUACUUAGAAGAGAACCAUUUUACCAUCGUUUAUGUUCCCAAAUAUGAACUUGGAUACAUUUGUAAAAUUCACGUAUGGACUGUUUAAUACUUAGGGAUUUCAAGAUACCUUUUCUAAAUUUCAAGACCUAGUAGAAAGAGAGUGGGGCUGCAAGGAAGCCUAGGGUGAAAGCUACCAGCUUUAUUUUAUGUCAUUUUUAAAAAUUAUUAUUAUACUUUAAUUUCUAGUAUUCUGGCCUGGCCACUCUAACUUGUCUCAUGUAUUUCAGUCAAAUUGCUGUUAUGGAACAAACUGGAUUCUUCAGUUCUAAAUUUCACAGAAUUAUGUAAGGCUAAUGGAUUUCAGGUCAUGCCUUACUGAGCCUAAGGGUUCUGGGGAGGGACCUGAGGACCACUGCUGGGGCUUAAGAGUGCGGAAAGAGCAGGACUUGGAGCCCUUGCCCUGAUUCCAGCAGAGACAUAGUCUUUUCUCUGUUUUAACAUUGGGCUUUCUCCCAUGAUUGUCUAUAAAGGAAGGGUCUCUUAUUUUAAAAUAUUUGAUAACUACUGCUAGAGGUUAUUAAUCUCAGGGCUGCAGCCGGCGUUUCAGAUCUUACUGUCUUGUAUUUGUGGAUUAUAUUAGAACACUCCAAAUCUCAUUAUUUCAAAUGAGUAAAUCACAGAAGUUCAAUUUUAUCCUGAAAGUACCUUUGAGCCAUUCAGCUCUGAGCCAAGCAUCAUCUCUCUCUGGCUUUUGCCAACACAGCUCCCUUUGCCUAAGGACGUAUUGAGAGGAAAUAAUUUCAAGUUUUCACAACUAAAGGAGAGUCUUUCCAUUAGGAGAAGAUACAAGUAAGCCCCAUUUUAUCCUGUGUUAUAAUUUACAGAAUGCUUAUGCACAAGGCCCAUAAGGUAUGUUGUGGGGGUGGGGCUAUGAUAUUGUGGUACACUGAGAGCACAUGUCACUACAAAAAACAAAAACAAAAACAAAAAAACACCUCCCCCAGAAUACUUCUAUAAUAAUUCUUCAGUUAAAGAUGAAUUAACAGUUAGUUACCUCCAAGACCAUCAACAUAAUAGAAACAGUUAUUAUGCAAAGCUUUAUUUGAACCAUGUUAAUGUCUUCCUAUAGUUAGAUUGAAUUCAGCUUCAGUAUGGUUUAGAUUGAAGAAAAGUCAUUUUGGUCAACAAGACUAAAGAGAGAGUUAAAAUUUAGGUUGGCGAGGUCUGGUAGUGAAUACCUAGAAAGCAGAGAAUAUAAAGAGAUUGCAAAGGGUCCUCAAAUCAAUUCCAGUAUCUUACUUAUUUUAGUUUAUCUUUUAAAAAAAGUUCUGGCCCUGUCUAAAUAAACAUAGCUUUAUUCUUCCUGGUAACAUUAUCUCUGAAAAAUAAUAUAUUGGUGCUGGUUGGGAAUACAUGCCCAAUAUCUUCUUGAAUAAAGUGAUAUUAUUGUAAUUUUCUACUUUUCUCAGCAGCUUCAUCUUUUAUUCAUAAAUACUUGUUUUUGGUUUGUAAAAGCAGUUUUCUAAAUGUACUUCCUCUUCCCUUCCUUAUCAUUUUCUAAUUAUAACAGUAGUAGUAGUUCUGAUUUAGGUAAACUUAUAGAAUAAUACAUUAAAUUAAUGUAUUAAUUCAUUUUCGACUUGUAAAAAGCAUUUUCUUAUCUGUUAUAAUAACUAUCUGAGAUAAAGGGACAGUGACAUUUGACUUCCUUUUUGCAGAUAAGAAAAAAUAACCAAGAUAAAAACUUUUCCACAUUACACAGUAAGGAAAUAGCAAGUCAGAACCUGAUGGUGAAAGCUAAAGCUCCCCACUAAGGUCAAACUACACCAUGCAUGGGUUUUUACCAGGGUGCUGUAAUAUAUUCUCAGCACUCCCAAGUUACAUGGUAUCUUAGAAGAUCAGGAGAUGUACUAUUUCUCAAUACAUCCAGUGCUGUCUCACAAAUUAAAUUAGAAAACAAAAUUAACUGAUAUUAAGUUGUUUCACUGGUAGUGUUUUCCAAGAUAAGCUAAAAUGAUUUCUGGUUUAGAGUUAUGAAAAUCCUGCAUUUAGAAUUUUUUUAUGUAGAUCUAGUACAUUAAUAUUUAUGACCUCUUUUUUUUUCAGUUCCCGAGAAAACUUGUUUUUGUUCUUCUUCUAUUCUAAACUCAGAAUGUGAUUCAACAUUUGCUUUAUUUUUUUUCUAAUUUCUGUCUGUUUUUACUUCAGUGAUUCUAAGCAAAAUGAAUAAAUGUUUUGGUAUAAUGAAUAUUGCUGAGAAUAAAUGCAUUUUCUUUGUCUUGCCCUGGUUAAAGAAUAUUUCUAGAUGCUGAUGAGUGAAUUAAUGAUAUUUCAGACUCCUCAUCAUCUAAUAAAGCCAUCCUUCUCAAUGGCCAGUUGAGGUUAGGCUUUUCUAAAGGAAAAAAAUAGUACAUUAUUACACUCACUUUCUUAAUCUAAUGGCUCUAACUUUGCCUUGGAGAACUUCAUGACUUUCCCACCAAAUUCUAGUUUGGUAUAGAAGCAAGUAGUGUUCUAUUCAUUAAUAUGGAAGGACAGCAUAUAGGAGGUUAUUUAACUCCUUAGUGUCUCCAUCUUCCAUUAGCCAUGCAUGUUGCAAUGAUAAAUGAAAACAUUUUUAAACAUUUUGAAAGCUUGAAAACCUAUUUAGUGAAUACAAAUUAGCACAUUAUUGCUAUAAUUCACAUUUACUAAAGAACUUGUGGACUAUUGGCAGUUUCUUUGGAUUGUUGUUUAGUCUGUUUUUGAUUACCUACUGGUCAAAUCACAUUUUUUUUCUUAGUGUCACGUGAUAUCGAACUAUUGUUGAACUUUCCUUUUAAGAUUGUAAGAUUUAUUUGAGAUCCUUUAAUGAAGUUCUUGCUUGUAUAUAACUUUGUACCAGAACCCCAGGUGGGGAACUUUGAAAGCAUAAUUAAUGUUUUCUCAUCUUUAUUUUCUUUCUUUUUUUUGCGGGGACGGAGUCUCGCUCUGUCACCCAGGCUGGAGUGCAGUGGCGCAAUCUCGGCUCACUGCAAGUUCUACCUCCUAGGUUGACGUCAUUCUCCUGCCUCAGCCUCCUGAGUAGCUGGGACUACAGGUGCCUCCCACCAUGCCUGGCUAAUUUUUUUUGUAUUUUUAGUAGAGACUGGUUUUCACCAUGUUAGCCAGGAUGGUCUCGAUCUCCUGACCUUGUGAUCUGUCCGCCUCAGCCUCUCAAAGUGCUGGGAUUACAGGUGUGAGCCACCGUGCCCAGCCUCAUCUUUGUUUUCUUUAUUGGAUAUUAAUUCAUUCUGUUCACUCAGUUCAAAUUUAUUGAAUCCCCUCUUGUGGGCUCAGGGGAACAGGGAAAUGAACAGAUGAAAAUCAUGGAUCAUGGUACUCACAUUUUAAUGGUAUGAAACAAGCAUUAACAAAAACAACAAAAGCCAGAUAAAUAGUGUGUCAGAUAGUGAUACCUUCUAUAGAGAAAAAAAUCAGUGAAUGGGACACAGGAGUGUACCGAUGAGAAAGGGAGGUUUAAUUUUUACAUGAGGUUGUCAGGUAAGGCCUUCACUGGCAGCAUGACAUUUGAGAGAAUUGAAGAGGUGAUUCAAUAUGAGUUCAAUUUUCUUGAUUCUUAGGGGAACCAUCUCUUCCUUUCUACCUCCAGUGAGCUCAGUCUAAUCCAGGUAGCGCUCAUCACCUCGUUCUUGCAUUACAUCAUUCCUGCCAGCUGCUUUAGCUGGUUUCUCUUAGUUAGGUUUCACCCUCUCUGGCUUGUACAACAUCACGGAAUGCCGUUGCCCAGAAAUGUGCAAAUGUUCCCUUAUUACCUGUCAUAUCAAUUACAGGCUCCUCCACAUUAUUUUCCUACUAUUUAAGAGCCCUAUUUAUUUAAUAAUUUUACUUUUAAUCCUCACUCUGACAAAUAGGUCUGUUCAUGCUAUCUUGAGUAAGCCAUACUUGUUUCCAAUUCUAUUUUCUUACUUGUACCCGCCUUCCCUCCUGAAAUGCCUUCCGUUUUCUAAAUAUUUUACCCAAGUGAUAGGGUUUGUUUAAUUGAUACUGACAAAUAUGCUUAUAAUAGAAAGUAAAACUGACUUAGACCUAAUAACCUCAACUAGAGGCUGAUCCCAAGUACAUACUAAGGGUUUUAGAACUACUGUCCUUAAAGGGUGAACUCCCAGAUACUUACCCUUCCACUGGAGAGUUGAAGUGUAAUGUGAUAUAGGAUAUGGUGAGGUUUGGAGAUUUAAAGGAUUGGGAUCUAUUAUGCACUUAAAAAUCCCACAUUGUCCAACAUGUUUUGGACACUAGGCCUUUAGGCUGAUCCCUGUCACAAAGGGGAAACUGACAUUCAGCAAGGUUUAAUUUCUUGUGAGUAGCCAUGGGGAGAUAUUAUUUCUUUUAUUUGUAUUGCUCAGCCUUCUCUUGAUAAUAUUCAUGUUACUCUAGAUUGAUUAAUUCUCUGAUUAUUUUAUGGUUAGAUGCUUAAUUUACACACAAAAAAAUCCCUUUUGGUAUAUUUCAUGUCUUGUCUCUUCAGUUAUUACAUAUUUUAAAAUACCUCUGUGUGCCUAAUAUCAGUACAUCUUCUGUAUCUCCCAUGACGUCCAAUAAACUGCUGUAAUUCACAUUCAAAAAUUCUUGCUAAUUAGUUUGAUGUGGAAGGUUUCAACAACCUGACGUUUAUGCUUCUUAAACUGCAGUUCAUGUAUUUGACAUAAUUCUGCCAGAUAUCAAAAGUUCUGUAACAUCACCAACAUGGGGUUACAUCAAAGAAAAAUAAUGUCAUAAGAACCUAUAAAUUCUUUGUAUAGUCUGUUGUCACAUUUCCCUGCUUGUCUUUCUACAGACUUUCUUUAAUACAUCCUGCAAAAUAUUAGAAAAAAACAAAUUAACUGUCUCUUCAAGGAGGGCUUUGACAUAAUCUACCCCCUUUUUUAAAUUUUUUAAAAAAUUUUCUCUCUGGUAAUCUUGUUACUUCACAGGGUUACCCUUAUACAGUAAUAUAAACUUGGGGGAAGCAGGGCCCACAUCUACUAAUCCUUGUCUGGAGAGAAGAAAAUGAAAAGGCCUCUAAUGUGGCAGAGGGUGUCCCUAAAAUUGAAUAAACACAGUGUAGUGGGAAGACCCUCCUUUUAAGACACAUCUCACCUUAUUCUAUUUGUCAUUGUCAAAGCAUUUAAUGUUCCAAGCCUUCUGCAACCAGUUUUAUCUGAUAACAUUUUCAAUUGUACUGCAUCGGAAAUUGGAGUGAGGUGCACUUCAGAAAUUACGGUGGAAUCCGGCUAAUUCAAAUUAUUGAUGUGGCGAUUUGCUGCAGAUGGUUAAAUUUUGUGAGCUUAGAAGUAAGUGAAAAUCAGGAUUAAAAGUCAACCUAUUGCUUCAGAAUAUGGUUCAUUUAUUUUAGCGACUGUAGUUUAAUUUUAAUUAUUUGUGUCUCUGCUGAAUAGUUCUUCGGCAAAUGCUCCAUGGAAAAUACAUCAUCUUCUUUUUCAAGCUGUGUCUGCAUUCAGAAGUCUUAACUCUCUGUUUGACAUAUAUUUCUUUGAGUCAUCUAUAUUAGGAAAUAAUUUUUAAUCUGUCUGCAAGAAUCCUGAAUUUGCUUUCCAGAAUAGGUACUACAUUCAAAAUCUAGUAUGACUUCUUAGGCAUUUAAUAUUCUGAACAGAAAGCUUCCAUAGAAAUCUUUUAUUCUGGUUAAAAAAACCCAACUAAAUAAUUUACUCUUUUAAUUAUAUUUCACUGUUAAUGAUGUCCAUCAACACUUAUUUAAAUGUAUUUUCAAAGCAUUCAUUUCUGAAGAAUAAAUUAUAAAUGUGCUUUUUAUAUUAAGCAAUUAAUUUCAUAGGAAAAUUAAAUUUUUGAAAUGUGGGAAUUUAGAUUGUAGAACAAUUGAAUGAUAACCUCAUAGAAUAUUAUAGCAAAGUUGAAUCCUCGGAAGAGCACAAUAUCCCCUUUCAUUUUCUACCUCCCUACGGAUAUAUGCAUGUCUUUUAUUUGACAUUUCAUAAAAAUGUGUUAUAAUUAUUGGUAACCAAUAGUAGGAUAACUUUGAAAAUAAAACUCUUUGAAAAGUGUGUCCUUUUUAAGAUUAGACAUGUUAGACAUGCCACUUCCUCUCUUAUACAUCUUUGGAAAAGGGCUACAGAUAGAAGCCAGAAUGGCCCAUAUUUAAAAAAUAAAACUGCAAUUAAAAUCUUUGAUAGUUACAUUGAAAGCAGUAAGAAAGUGUUGGAAAUCUCUGCAAGGGACAGUCCGAAGAAGGAAUGAACUGUAUAAAAAAAGAAAAUUUUUGAGGAAAAAGUUUGAAGAUGAAAGGAUUCUUCAUAUAGAAACAAAGAAACAGUGACAUAAAGUUAUUCAGACAUUGACUGAAUAGAGCCACAACUAAUGACAACUUAAUAGGAGAACUUUAUCUUCAAGCUUAACAAAAUUUCUAGACCUAAUGCAAUUCAAGAAAUAUCUGAAAAUUAUUGUGUGACCUGGCAUAUCUAAACUAAACUUGUCCUGUAAUUUUCUAGUUCAAAUUAUAGUGGAAGAUAUACUGUAGUGGUUAUUCAAUCCAUUCUGAUCAAUUAUGACUAUUACGUUUUGUUUUUGCUACCAUCAAUCUUAUGGAGGAAUACAGUAAAUAGAACCCAUUUAAAGUGCACACUUUGAUGAAUUUUGACAAUUGUUUACACUUGUGAAACAAUGCUACAACCAAGAUACAGAACAUUUCCAAAGAUUAUGAAGAUUCUUUAUACUCCUUUAUAAAGUCCAUUCUCACACCUUCACUUGGAUCUGGGCCACCACUGAUCUUCCUUUUGUCACCACAGAAUAGUCUUCAUUUUGUUUAAAUGGAAUCACCAAGUAUGUGCUCUUGUGUGUGGCUUCUUCAUUUCUGCACAGUGAGUUUAAGAGUCAUCCAAAUGUGUUUGUGCAGAUGCAGUACUUUAUUCCUUUUUAUUGAUAGGAAUAUUAAAUUAUGUUUUUAUGUGUAUGUUUUAUUUCUUCACUUAAAUCAUGUUCUUAUUAAUAUCAAGGAAUGCAUUUUAAAUUCUGUGUAUCCCCUCAGCACCUAAAAUAAUCCCUUGCACAUAGUAGAGGUUUGUUGGUUAAUUGAUUCAUCAUUCUGAGCAUAGAUGUUGGAGAUAAGUUUUAGAAUGGUCCUGGUAUCACUGAUACUCAUUGUUUGAGAAAAAUUUUGUGUUGGAAGUAGCAAGUUCAGAGAAAACAAUUUAUUGAGCAGUUUCUCUAUGCCAGUCACAGUACGACGUUUGGCAUUAAUCUCAUUUAUCCUCAUAACCAGUCCUACGUGGUGCUUAUACUGCAAUUAUACUUAUUUGUUAGGUGAAGCACAGAGAUUAAGCAACUUGACACUGAAGCUGAUAAACAGUAGAGCUGCUUAACACCAAAGCAGUUGCUGUUAGCCAUGAUACCUCAUUUCAACAGUUACUUAGAAUGAAAAUCCAUAUAGUAGCUAAAAUGCACAGUGUUAAUGGUUUCUAGGAGACUUUUCAGACCUUUUAUUGUCUCCUCUCACACUGACCUCUUGCAGUUUUGCUUAGGACACUUGCUGCCAUCUCAGGGCGCUGGCUGUAGUGCCUCUUUCAGAUGCUUAAAUCCCUUACAUCUUUCAAAUCAUUGCUCAAAUUGGACCUCACUGAGUCUAUUCUGAAUUUUUCUUUUUUUUUUUUUUGAGACAGAAUCUUGCUCUGUCACCCAGGCUGGGGUGCAGUGGCACAAUCCUGGCUCACUGCAACCUCCACUUCCCGGGCUCAAGCGAUUCUCCUGCCCCCAGCCUCCUGAGUAGCUGGGACUAUGGGCAUGCCCCACCACACCCAGCUAAUUUUGUAUUUUUAGUAGAGACAGUGUUUCGCCAUGUUGGCCAGUCUGAUCUUGAACUCCUGAUUUUAAGUGAUCCACCUGCCUCAGCCUCCCAAAGUGCUGGGAUUACAGGUGUGAGCCACUGCGCCUGGCCAAUUCUGAACCUUUCUGUUAGAUACUUCAACCUUCUGCCACUUGUCUCCCACCCUCCCAAUCCCUUUUACUUGUUUAUUUUUUAGAAAACCAAAGCACACACCAUUUUCUAAUAUAUACAUGAAUUACUUAAAGUUUAAUGAUUGUUACCUUGUUUGUCUCUGCAGAGUAUAAGCCCCACAAGGGCAGGAAUCUUUGUCAGUGCUGUUAUCUGAUUUAUCCCAAAUGCCUGGGACAGUAUCUUACACAUAGUAGGUUCCCAAUAAAUGUGUGUAUUAGGCUAUGAGCUGGGAUGUUUUUGACUCUCUUCCCAUAAUAUCUGACUUAUUUUUUUUUCUUGGAAGAUGUAGCGUUGAGUGAUACUUGGGUGAUUUAGAGACCAGAUGAAAGAAUAGAAACAUUGAUAUGCAAUUCUCUAACAGGACUCAGUAAAUAGUAAGAAGUAAUUUUCUACAUUAAUCCAUUCUACUAUCUUGUGCCUGUGUUAUAUUGAUUUUAAUGGUUCACAUUAUCAGGGCUUUUUUAGAUUGCUUCUUAGAGAUUGAAGAGGCUUGAGAGAAUUUUGAGAUAAUUUGGUCCAAAAUUUGAAAUUUGGGAGCUUUGGAGGGUUGUGGAGCGAAUAUAUUUCACAUGGGUUUUAAUAAUCGUUUGGAAUUUCAAUGCCCUUACGUAAAAUUUCUUGCAUAGGCCAGGCACGGUGUCUCAUGCCUGUAAUCCCAGCACUUUGGGAGGCUGAUGAGGGUGGAUUACUCGAGAUCAGGAGUUUGGGACAAGCCUGGCUGACACGGUGAAACCCCAUCUUUACUAAAAAUACAAAAUUAGCCAGGCGUGGUGGCGCACUCCUGUAAUCCCAGCUACUUGGGAGGCUGAGGCAGGACCAUUACUUGGACCUGGGAGGCAAAGGUUGCAGUCAGCCAAGAUUGUGCCAUUUCACUCCAGCCUGGACAAGAAAAGCAAAGUUCCAUCUCAAAAAAAAAAGACAAACAACAAAAAAAAAAACAACCAAAAAAACCAAAAUUGCUCAAAGCAGUAUUUUGUCUUAAUUUAUAGUGACCCACUCAUUUCAGUGCCUGACCCCUGAAUAUAGUUAACUAGACCACCUCUGAUACAGCCUCUUUAUGUUACGGAAGAGAAAACAGGCUCAAGUGGUAAAGCAACUUAUCUAUAAUGAAAUGACUAGCUACUGCCUUUUUUGCUGUAAGGGGAAAAAUAUCCAAUAUGUAGAGGCAUUUACUUGUCAAUUAGAGCAAAGAUUAAUUCAAAGAUGUCAUGUCUGCUUUUUAAAUCACCUUUUUAUCGGAUUCCUUACUUAACACUCAUAAAAUGGCUCAUUGUUUGUGGUCAUUUAGGCCCCAAUAGGGUAUGUUCUCUUUCAGGAUCAUAAAUUACUCUUACAGCGUUUGAGAUGUACUGAAGGUUCUAAGGCUUCUGUUAAACUUGGUGGAGGGAAUAGCAAAUGAAUAAUUUGUCAUUUAUUCUUGUGGCAAUUCAUUUGUAUUGGGAACCCAACUCAAAGUCAAAAUACUUUAUUUAUUGGCUUGUCAUGGUUGUUUCUUGAAAAGCAGUAGUAAUUGCAUUUGAUGUAAGUAUGAGAUAUGGAAUAACAUGAAGGAGUAAUAUUAUUUUAUAUUUCUAGGAAUAACAUAAUCUUGGGAGAAGGCCAGGAAAUUUUUGUUGCCUAGUCAAACAAAUGUUAGAUUACAUCGUGGUAUAAUUUAUAUUUUUAAACAAAACUCCCAUUGCCAAAUUUUCUUCUAAUUAAUUUAAAAAUGUAGAAACAGCAUUCCUCAAAUGAUAUCCUCUGCCACUGGAUUCAGUAAUAUAACAUAUACUUUUUGUUGAUUUUAUUUUUUAGUUCUGAGAUAAUUUACAUAUAAGUUAUAUAACCACAUGGUUCACCAUUAUAUUAGCACUAAUUUUUAUGUUAAUCUCAUGGACUGAGGUGGUAAAUGUUUUUCAUGUUCAGUAGAUCUUAGACACUAUAAAGAAAAUUUAUACAAUAAAGUGCUGCCCAUAUAAUUUCAACUAUUUCUUUGUGUAUAGAAUAUAUUAAUUAAGUGUUCUGCGUUUAUGGAAAAACAUGGGGAAAAUAGGAAGUUUCAAAUGAAUAAUCAGGGCAAAUCUUGAAUUGUUCGUGCAGUUGACUUUAAUCAUUUUUGUUGAAAGUGAAGAACAAUUAAUUGACAGUUUCCUCAAUUGUAUUAAUUUUAUUCUGAGAAUGAGUCAAGUUUUUUUUUUUUUGGUUUUAUUUUACUGUUUUAGACAUGUCACAUUUAUUUUGCUUUUCCUGUUAUUUUAUUUAUUUAUUUAUUUAUUAUUAUUAUACUUUAAGUUUUAGGGUACAUGUGCACAAUGUGCAGGUUAGUUACAUAUGUAUACAUGUGCCAUGCUGGUGCGCUGCACCCACUAACUCGUCAUCUAGCAUUAGGUAUAUCUCCCAAUGCUAUCCCUUCCCCCUCCCCCCAACCCACAACAGUCCCCAGAGUGUGAUGUUCCCCUUCCUGUGUGGCAUUAUUCACAAUAGCAAAGACUUGGAACCAACCCAAAUGUCCAACAGUGAUAGGCUGGAUUAAGAAAAUGUGGCACAUAUACACCAUGGAAUACUAUGCAGCCAUGAAAAAUGUUGAGUUCAUGUCCUUUGUAGGGACAUGGAUGAAAUUGGAAGUCAUCAUUCUCAGUAAACUAUCACAAGAACAAAAAACCAAACACCGCAUAUUCUCACUCAUAGGUGGGAAUUGAACAAUGAGUCAAGUUUUUAAUAAAUUGUUGAAAAAAUCCUGAAGGAUAACUAUAGUACCAUAAAUAGAAAGUCUUAUUAAUAAACUAAAAUACUUUUGUUUAUCAAAAAUCACCUUAUAAUUGUGAAUGUAUAUGCUGACUGUACAUUACUAUAAUUAUAAUACAUCCCUGCAUAAUCAGAGAACUUCUGGAUUCAAUAAAAAUAAAUAUCACAUAGUAAAGAUUUGUCCUGCACCAACACUUGAGUUAUAUGACAUGGGGACAUCUCAAAUAUCAGGACAGCUUCUAAGAAGAAUCUUUUGGUCCUUUAAUAAACAAUUUAGAUAUGACAACCAAACCAAAUCCUAUAUUAAACCCUACAGGAAAAUGCUUUAUUGAGGCUGCCUUGUAUAUUGACGUUCUCAUUAAAAAUUAUUCACAAAUGUCAAAUGUUUCAUUAUAUGAAAGCCCCCUUUAACAUUUAAGUAGGAUGUAUUUAACUACAAAAUACUUGUCUGUCCUUUUGUGGCAUUAGUCAUAUACUAUAAGUAAGUGAAAAGAGUUUUAAUAAUGUAUUACCUACCCUAAAAUAAUAGAUAUUUGCAUGUACAUCUAUAAACACAUGUGACAACUGGGUGCUCCAGGGGACAAAUGCUCAGAUGCACUUAGGGUACAAAAAGUUGUUGGGAGGUAGCAAUUAUGAGUGAUAAAAGAGGAAAGAAUCCAGAUAGAAAGGGGUGACAGGCCUCAAGCCACAGUGCAGAUCUGAUAGGCUCUCAGCCACCUUUCUGGAAAGCUCUGGAGUGGAGACUGCCCAUCAGAGGAGUUCUUGUUUGGGUGUAAAUGGCCAGGUCCCAAUCUUCCUGCCCUCCCUUGACCACGCCAUGCUUAGUCAUUGGCUAGGGGCAAACCCAGAGAGCAUGGCCUCAGCAGAUCUUGCAAGUAUUAUUUGUUGGGAGUUGUCAAUUAACUGCACUCCUUAAAGAUGAACAGUAAGUUGUUGAAAUAAACAUUGAGUGACAUAUGGCAACUGGCACAUGUUAAUGGCUGCUCCAAUAUAUAAUAUGUGUUUACAUACAUAUGUUAUGAAUAAAUAUAUGUAUGUACACAAUAUGCCAUGUAUGUUUAAAGUAAAGAAUGUUUAUAUUAUUGGCCAAGGUAUCUCAGACUCAAUAGAACUUUAAAUGUUUGCAGGUUUUUAUCAGUGGUUUGAGAAUUCCAUGUCAAGGUAGUUUCAAAGGAUUGGACAAUUGCAACUAUCAAGCUAGAGCUGUAUGUGAAUUUCAGACUAUUUGGUGGCUCUUUCUCUAAGUCUGAGUAUUACUGCCUCUGUAAGAUGACCAAUUAAAUACUACACCAGUGUAUAUUAUUUUUUGAAUGGAAAAACAUAUUAUACUGGGAGGGCUUAAUGAAUUGUGCUACAUAAUAUAAAGAAACUAAUCAUAAUCCAGCCUUAGGAGAUAUUGAUCUCUCAAUUCCCAAUAGCUGACUAAUAACUGUUUGAUAAAGGAAGCAUCACAACUUCCAUUUACAAUUAUUCUCAGUAUUUUAUUUCCAUUCUCAAAACUUCGUUUAAUGACGCAGACUUAAUAAAUGCCAUGUACUCUGUCAGGACAUUUUCACCUAUUGUUUUUUCCUGCAUAUUCUUCCCUCAGGUAUUGGCAAUACAAGUUUCCCUGCUUUAUUGUAAUCCCUGUUCAAAUGUCACCUUCUCAAAGAAGUCUGUCUCCAUCUGAUCUGAAAUAAAGGCUUCAGAACUAUCCUCUUCCCUUUCUUUCCCUAAAAUAAUAGUUGUUCGUAUGUGGCAAUAUAUUAUACAGCUGUAAGUUUGUGUAUCCUGAUAAUAUUGGAUACCUUAAGUACAGGGAUUUUUGUCUAUUUUCUAUGUGGCUGUACCCCCAGAACCUACAACAGUGCAUGGCAUAUGUAGUAGGCACUCAGAAAAUAUCAAUUCAGUGAAUUAAUGAAUGGAUGGGUGAUGAAUGAAGAAACAAAUGAAUAUGUUGAGAAGUCUUUGCCCGCUACUCAUGUUUCAAAAAUAUAAUUGUGUCUGUAUAAAAACAAGAGUUUACCCUGAUCCAGGCUUAUGGUACAUUCCCAUUCCAAGAGAAACUGUAUCAUCAUCUGAGGAAAAGUAAGUUUUCUCUGGUAGUAUACUUUGUAUAUCAAGAUAUGUUAACAAGAAAGGAUGUUUCUCUAGCCUUGGCAUGUGAUUUUAUUAAAGCAGUAAUCUGUUUUAAUCAGUCAUUUUUCAAGUAAUGAUUAAUUUUUAUAGAAGUCUACCUCUUGAGCAGUUGAGAAUCUUUCAAACAGCAUAAUCCUCAGCAAGGUCAAUGAGACUUUCACAUGGUCUUAUAUCAGAUUGUAUAAUAAAAUACUGGUGUAUAUUUAAGUAUAAACAGAACAAUUCCAUUUAUGUCUACUAUAAAGUGAAAAAGGAAAGAAGGUUAUGGCCUUUGCAGCUGACCUGGAGUCCUGUGCUUUAUGGUCAGUCUGGUAACUAUGAAGCAUCACUAAGUCUAAAAUGAGUAUUGUUUUCAACUUGCCACUUUUCUAUUUCUUCUGCAUCUGCAGCAGCAAUUUUGGAGAUAUUCUUUUCUCCAUGUCAUCAUAUCAUGGUUCACUUGGCCUACUUCUUCAUUUACUAUUGAAAGACAGAAGCAUAGAUCUUUCAAUAAAUCACUAGUAUUUUCUCUAAACAAUCAAUAGUUACUGACAGACUGUUUGCCUGGCUGAAAUUUUGACUUCGAGGAGGCUGUGGAAUAUCCUUUGGCCAGAAGUAAAAAUCUAAGCCCCUAAGUAGUAAAAUAUUGACCAUGUAUAAACAUGUGCUUUGUUUUCACUAAACAGGGAUUAAAAUAUGUUAAGUUUUGCAUUACUUGGUUAAGACAUUCAGUAUCUACUUAUUUUAUUCUUUACGUUGAAGUAAAAUUUAAGAAUAAUGAUAUUACUGAAAAUAAACCUAAUCAUUAGAAGUUUGUGUUUUGUGCAUAAUACAAUAAAACAAAUAUAGUUGUUUCACUACAGUCAUUAUCUCAGUUCAGAAUGAAAUAAUUAUGAGCUGGUAAGGUGAUAAUUAAAUGAAUUUUUCAGGGUAGGUUUCUGUUCAUGUUUUUUGUUUUAAUUGUUCAAUAUGAAUGGAAAUAAAAUUUUCCCUGAAGAUACUAUUUUAAGAAGAAUAAAAAGUUCUCCUGCAAUAAUCACAUUCAUACUUACGUAGUCUGACAAAUAUCAGAUAUAUUUGAUCUGAACUUUGAAAUAUGGGUGAGUGUUAAAUACCAUUAAAGAGUAGCUAAGGACAAUUAUGGUCUGACAAAACUAACCAUUCACAUUAAAAAAAAUCUAAGUAAAACUUUGAAAUAAAUUUUCACUCCUUAAAUGUCCUCCAUUAAAUAAAAUAAGUCAGUUUCAGUCUUUUAAUUAUGUUUUACUGUUUCAUUAUGUGAUAUAGAUAACAUGUAUAUGGUACAUUUACUGAGUGGUUGAUUUUUAAAGGGCAGUGUUAAUGUCUUCUCUAAGUUUUGUGAAGCAGAGUGAUCCAAAAUAUAUUUUAAGGUUAGAGUUUCACUCACUUCACCACCUUUUACAAGGAAUUCUAAUUAAUGACACUGCUGGAUGAUACAUUUGUUUUGCUAAACAUAACAGAUAGCAAAAGGAAUUUUGAAAGUAGGUGAUGCAUGAUAUUAAAUAAAAAGGAGCGUUGUACAAGUUGAGAACUCUGCCCAGUGCAUAUUUGUGUGUUUGAGUUAAAACUUAGCCUCUAUAUUAAAGGAAAACCUGAAGCUCAUGUUACAGAAUGAGCACAUAGAAAGUAGGAAGUUAUUAACAUGCAGCAUUAUUAAAAAUAUUUUAAAUACUGAUAAAUUAGAUUUAUUUUAAAGAUAUGUUUAGGAAAAAUAAGCAUUUUUAUUAGUUACUGAAAAGCAACUGAAAGGAAAUACUUAAAUGUUUUAGAAGGAAUAACCUGGUAUGAUAGUCUAAAUGCUAUAUUUUAAUAAAAGUGGUUAUAUAUUGUAUGCAGUUAUGUUUAUGAAUGCUUUAUAAAAUUUGUUUUAUAACAUUUUAUUAGUAUUUACAUUUUCUAAAGUUUACUAAAAGUAUGAUAUUCCAACAUAAAUUAAUCAUGUAACCAAAGUCUUAUUCUAUAUUUAAAUGAAAAGCUAUUACCAAUAAGAAGGAUUUUAGCUCUACUACAUAAAUAACCUUGGACUUAAUUACAAGUUAUAUUUGAAUGUAAAAAUGUAUGUUUUUUCUGAAAAUAAUGUACACGUUAUACCACAACCUCUUCUUAUUUUGAAUUUGAGGUUAAACAGAUAGAAUCGGAAAGAAAGCUGCCAUCAGACAUGGUUUUUCCUUUGUUUAGAUGGGAAACAAAUUACUUUUACUUGCAUGAACUUACGGAGUGUUUAUUGAGCAUUUGCUCUGUGUACAAAUCAUUGACAAGUAGAGUGGGAGACAUCAAAGAAACCAAAACAUGGUUACUAUCUUUAAGCAACUCAACAUAUUAAUAUGCAAGAGUACACAAAUAACUCAGGAGCAAAGUAUUUUGAAGAGCUCAGAGAACACUUCCCGUCUGAUGGAAAGUCAGAAAGAAAGAGGGCACAUUGAUAUAAGCCAAUUUCAAGUAUUGAUGGGAUUUUAAAUAUAUGAAGAGCAGUUAAGAAGACUCAUAGUUUACAAAGCUAAAAUUCUUUGCCAGUCUCCAUGUUUCAAGACUGAACCUUUUUUGCUGAAAGACUGAGAAAUGAUCAAGUUGUGAUUAAACAUGAUGAAAAUAUGCUGUCUGUGUUAAGGUUAGAUUUUACUUUUUAGGCUAUGAUAGUUUGAUCUGUAAAGUAGAAUACCAAUUAAACAUAUUAUAAUCUGAUAUUUCCAAACAACAAGGAUAUUUUUCAUGCUGUGACAAUCAUAAGAAAAUAAUAAAGAGGAAAGCAAAAUCUUUCAACAGGUAGUUAUCAAAUCCAUCAGGUUAAAGGAAGCCAUUUCUUAAUCAGAGAUAGAAUGUAGGUAAUGAUUUGUGCUAAUUAUCAUAUGAAAAUCAAACAAGAGUUAAGCAACAGAAUUCAAAUUGAGUACCUGCAUUAUUGUUCUGAUUUUGUAUGAUUAUCGAGAGUACAUUAUCAGGGCAAUUAGAAAUUAUCAUUGUCAAAACAUAUUUUGGCAUAAAAUUCAAGCAACAUUAUACUUUUUUCUGAAGCUAAUGGUGGGUUACAGUUAUUGCAGUUCAUGAUUUUCUGCAGAGAGGAAUGAAGACAGUAAGGCAGAGAGUGAGAGAGAGAGGGAGGAAAAGAUAACAGAGGGAGCAAGAAAGGAAAGAAGGAAGAAAAAAUAUCUAGACUGUUUUAACUCUCCAGGUUACUUGGCUAAUUUUAUGGUCCUCCCUCCUACUUUCACUUCUUUCAGUUCCACCUUAGCCCUGAGCUGUUCUUUCUCUUUAGUACUGGCUGUGGCAUAAAACCCUUGCAAACAUGAAAUCAGUUGGAAGAAAUUCUGAAUUUCAGCUGCCUCCAAUUAAAUCUCAUGGACUUUCUUUCCCUCCAAUUUGUAUAAUUGUUUGAUCUUGACCAAUCCCUUCUUUCUCUUUUAUAAUUUCCAAAGGUUUUUGCAUUGUGUUUUUGGUUUGUUCGUUGUUUUAAUGUUUGGGGUUAGUAUUGAUAUCAUUUUUCUUGAAGCUCUAUACUUCAUUCUCCCAGUUUUUAAGAAUUGUUUGUCAUUUCUUCCAGUCAGCUGUGACACUGUACUGAUCUUGAAAGAUUAAGAAGACAGAUAUCAUUGUUUCUCAGUGUAGAAAUGGUGACCAAUAGAAAACAGACCGUGUAAAUAAAAAUACCACUGAUUAUACAUUAUCCAGCCUCUUCUACUUUUUUUUUUUUUUUACUUAAAAGUUACCUUAUUGUUUUAUUUUCCAGAAAGGAAAGAUAAAAAAAUAACUAUUUUACAAUUUGGUAUGAGUCUUGGUGUCAACAACUUUGGAAUUCAGUAAAACAAUUUGAGGUUAAAGUAGAAAGCAUGAUUACUAAAGAGCACCUUGAAUCUGUUGCUGAACACCCUCAUAUUGGUGACUAAGUUUCAUCUUUUCCCUGACCGUGAACAUGAAUUUAAUGAAUGAAACACGAUAGAAAAAUUAAAUAAAUGAUAGUUAUUAGCUAUUAUGAAAAAUGUAUUCCAAAUGGCAAGCUCAAGGAUGUGAUAUCACUUAACACAAUUCAGCCCCAUCAUUUUGACUCAUAGACAUUAAAAGAGUAAACGAAAGACUAGAUAAACUCACAGAUAUUAAAUACUAAAGACUUUAGUGAGCCAUUAAAAUGAUUGGAGCCAUUUUCUCAAAGCUUCUUGCGUUUCCAACUUCUUUCCCACUCUGAGAAAUGUACCAGGAGUAUUUCAACUUUUUAGAGCAGGAAAAUAUUUCUGAAGAUCUUUGCUAUUCUAUUUACAAAUAUGGCCAGCUUUCUCAAUAAAACAGUAUUAAAUAGCCUAGUAUGUAUCUGAAACUGAUAUUCCUUUUGCAAAUAUUUAGCUGCUUAGUUUUUAUGCAGAGUUUGGCAAUCCCAGAAAGAAAAGUAGACCGAACUCCUCUAAUGGAUCAAGUAGAGGAGAGAUGCAAAAUUUUCUUUUUCAACAUCAGAACUUUAUUUAGAAAUGGAGAACAGUCUAACGUAAUUGUAGUUGGUCAAAUCCAUUUUGGAUACUGAAAACAUAAAGUGAAUAAAAUAAAACUAGUAACUUGCAUUCUGAGAUAAUUUUAUUGCUUUUUCAAGAAAAAUAUAUUCUUAAAAGUGAUGAAUAACACUAACAACUAUACAUUAAAUACCCCUAUUUUCUAUUGUAGUUCUCAUCCAAAUUUAAUAUAUUCUAAAAAUUAUUUGAAAUUUAACUGACUAGUUCUUUUUCUUAAAGAAGAAUAAGGCCAGUGAUGUGCUUAUAUGAGAAACACGUUUAUGAAUUAAUGAUUGAGAUAAUAACCCUAAUUUAUUUCUUUGAAUAUUCUAGACUUUGGGCUCUCCAAAGUAUAAUGUCGCUAUUAUUAGACACAAAAAGAACAAAAUUAAAAACUGUAUCCUUAAAGGACAGUUAAAAUUUGCCAGGCAGUAUAUGAGCAAAUAAUCUCAUGACUGUUCAGUCAGCUUACUGUUUCUCAGAUGGACAUAUUGUCUGUUUCACACAAACACUCCCACCCAGUCACACAAAUGACUAUUGAUAGAAUACAGACUUUAAUAAUAGAAUUUGUUUCUAAGCAGCAAAUAACUUCCCUUUGGCCUUCAAAGUCAUGCUUAUAAUUAUUUUUUGUUUGUAAUCUUCUACAUCUCAAAUCUUAUGAGAUUGUCUAAUUUAUUCCUUGCAUAGUAAUUUUGUGUGUCCUAAUGCAAAUUUCCUUUUUUAAAAUUAGAAAUAUUAAUUUGAAUAGAAACCACAGUAUUAUAUAAAACAAACAAGCCAAAAUUGGGAUCACGUGUUUUUCCACUGCUUUGUUCAAACCAUCAUUUUAUUGCAUUCCAGAAAGAACAAUCUAGAUAAAAAUUUGACAAUAUAUGUUGAAAAAUAUUAAGUAAAUUUCUAUCUUUAUUUUUCUACCACCUCUUUUCCUUUCAUUCUCCUCAUUUCUAUGGGCCUUUAUUUUUAGUACAUGUUAUCUAGCCAGUUAUAAAAGUGUUUGGGUAAACACCUUUGUGUUUGGUUUCACAUUAAGUCAGCAGUGUAUGUUUGUUAUACUCCCCAGUAGACUACUUAAAAAGGAUCACAAAAAUGGAUUCACUAGUCUAUACAAUGAUCAAAUAAAAAUCUCUUAUAAGUUAAACCAAAAAACCAAAAGCUCAUUCAAACCAAAUUACAGAGUUCUUUAUACUUAGUCUGUGGGGUGAAUUCCCUUAGAUAUUUUAUUUUGUGUUUUAUUCUCCCCCACAGAGAGUUAUUUGAGGAGAGACAGUUAUCUAAAAUGUACUUCUAACUCAAAUCUCUUUGGACUAAACUAAAUGGUAUAGACGUGUGUGUGUGUGUGUGUGUUUAUAGAAAUAUUUACAAUUUAGACAUUCUGAGCAAAAAGACACCUAUCAACUUAUCCAAGAGUUCUUAAUGUAGAUUAUUUUCUAAUAUCAUCAUCAGGCAUAUUUAAGUGGAAUAAAUUAUCUUUCACAUUGAGUCUACCAUGGGAAUUUUUAAUGAUGCUCUCUGCUGGCUUCAGUAAAUACGUAUGACUUCAUAUCUCCUGGGACAACUUCAUUUUUACAUUUUCAUUCAGUUGUGUCAGAGUUUUGUGUGCUUUGAGACCAAGAAAAUUUCAUUUUGGAAGUUGUCAUUAUGGGGAUAUCAUAGCACUUUGAUGAGAUUUUCUUAUUCAGGUAUAAAAUAGUAGUUGGAAAUAAACAUACAAAUAAGUAUGAUAUUUUUAUUUAUGUUUAAAAUAGCAACAGUGGUAUCACUUGUGGGGUUUUUUUUGGUAGUUUAUGGUUAGCAAGUUUAACUGUUUAAACCUGUUUUAUUUUAAAUUUAAACGUAUUUCAUUUUAAUUUUAAACAUGUUUCUAAGAUAUAGCUUUCUUGACUGAUAAAGAAUGAACCAUUGGAUAUAGUUCAUAAUAUCUAUGUAUUAGGAUGUCACAGCAGACCAAAAAAGAUAGUACAUACUGUCACAUUCAGGAUCAUAGAUAUUCUAAAACUGUUGCAUAAAGAUGAGCCCUUUUGUGUUACCUUGCAAAGUUGCUAUAGUUACAGAAUGUGGCUUUAUGGCAAUUUCACUUUGCUUAGUAAUAUUAGAUACUGAAACGAAAGUCUCAUUUUAUAUUAUUCUUAAGUCUCUUAUUUGAAAAUAACUUCAUUUGUAAGAUAUUCUGCAUUAUUUUCACAAUCUUUCUUUUUCUUCCACAAGUUAUUUGCAAAGAACAAACAUUUGAGCAUAUGUUUUGCUUCCAGACACUGAGCAUAGGACAGAAUUUUCGCUCCCUCCCCCUUCAAUUGCUAUUUUUGCGUUUAUAGAAAAAAAAGUUUGUAUUAUAUUUUUUUAAAAAAAACAGUAUGUUCUCAGCUGGUAAACUCCAUUUAACAAUACUGUUAAAACCUAUGGGUUUCUAUGUUACUGCAACUUAGUUUAAAGCAGAGUUGUAUGUACCUGUGAGCAGUGAGUUUCAAACUAUCAUAGAGUUUCAAGAUUCCAUAGAGUUUCAAGUGUAGAUAUUACUACACUUUCAUGGAAAGAUAAUGUGCUCUCGGAAAACAUGGUUCAUAUUUAUCUCCUACGAAGCUACAAUGCUGGAUACUGGGGCCGCAAAACAUGAAUACAUGAUCUCUAGUAAGAUAUUUAGUCUAAUUUCCACUCUUCAUAUAGAUCUUCAAAACUAAAUAAUUUAUUUUUUAGUAGAAGUUGAUGUUGGAGUUGCUUUGCUCACAAACAAACAUUUUGAAUCACAGAAAUGCAUUAUUUGAAAGCUCAUUUCUCAAGUUCAUUUUAAGUAUUCAUUUAGGUACUGUUAAUAUGUGUAGGCAUAAGAAAAUUUGAAUUGCUAAAAAACUAAAUUGACAAGAUAAGUAGAAUACAAUUAAUACAGCUUUGAUUGAUACAUUGUUGAGAAAAUAACAUUUACCAAACAAUAUGUCCAUUUAUAUCUAAUGAUAAGAUAGGAGUCUCAGUGAUUUUUCUUAGUGUUUUUCCUGUAAAUUUUUAAAAAGUCUUUUUGACUUCUAAUUUCUUGUCUGCUGCAGAAACUAGUUCAAAAGGUAAGCUGCUUUCGUCAAAAGUUUUGAAGUAACAUUUUUUUGUGCUUUAUAUUUACCUUCUUAACUUUUUAUCGAAGCAUACUAAGAAUACAGAGAAAUGAAUUUUCACAAACUCAAUGCACACAUGUGUUUAGCAAGAAGCAGAAUAUUUCUAACUCCCAGAAGCAUGCCAUCCUGGUGCUCUCUUCCUGGCUGUUACACACUGCACCCCUGAAAGUAAUCAACAUUCUGACUUUAACUAAGUAGAUUAGUUUGCCUGAUUCUUUAUUUUGUAAAAAUGGAAUCAUCACAGUAUGUAGGCUUCUGUGUUGGGAGACUUGAAUAUUAUGUUUCUAAAUUGUCAUUGUCAUUGCCAUUGUGGUAUAGUAUUCUAUUGUUUACCUAAAUCACAAUUUAUUUAUUCUGCUACUAACAGUGAGUAAUCAUACUUGUAAAUACAAAAUAUGUUUACAUGUUUUUACACAUAAUAUACUUUAUGUAAAUCCUAUAGUGUCCCAAGAAACAAGUUUUGGAGGCAAAAUGUAUCCUUGAAUUAACAAUUUCUACACUUGAUUCUGUGUAGUAUUAGUGUUGCUGAGCAAUUCAAAUUUUACAUUAUUUUAAUGUUAUCCAGUAACAUUCACCGAUAUUUUCCAGUGUUUGAAUAUUUGCUGUAGGGUACAGUUGUGUACAAAUACUUAAAAUGCAAAAAAAAAAAAAAAGAUGUAAAUGUUGAAUGUUGUGAACUACUUUGAAAUGAAAUCUGAAAAUGAUUAAAAACUUCAAUUAACAAAAGCAAUGUGAAUUUCAAUAGCAAAACCAAACUCUGGAUAAACCUAGAAACUAUUAUGUUCAAAGAGAAAAUUAGCUUAUAUGGAUCAGUAUAUACACCUUAAUGCCUAACAUGAAGACCAUUUCGGAUUUACUCUUAAUUAUUCAACUAAUGUCAAUGCAAAAAUGAAAAGAAAAUUGCAAAUAGAAUAUUCGUCACAAAACAAAGGUCAAGACUUUCAGAGAGAGCAGUUAGUUUAUCUGCUUCAAAAUUUCAUUUUAAGAAUAAUAGCAUUUAAAUAUUAAAUAGCUGUGGUGUUAUAUUACAAUUUAAAAAAUAAUUUUAUGGACAUUUAUUUUGUGUUAACAUUCGCUACUAUGACAGUUGUCUAUUACCAAAUAUGUAUGUCAGGUAAGCAUAUUUUGAUGUUAUAAAAAUAUAUAUGUUUUCUUUUCACAAUAUGUUUUAAUAAUAAAAACUGUAUAUCUUUUUUAUAGAAAAGCCUCUGACACUUUUGUAUGUAUAAGUCUGUUACAGUAAAAUGAUACACAAUUUAUGAUUAUGGUCACUCAUUGUUAUCUUAAAACAAAAUAUUAUUAAAGGUACAUAAUAAUUUAUGGUUGAAGGAAUUUCUAAGAAAUGCUAUGAAUUUCAAUUUCUUGUUUCCAGAUCCCCAAAAUUAUUAUUUCUCAGGAAUUGAGAACACUACUGAUGGUGACAAUAAAAAUACUGUGGGCACCUGUGGGUUUGUCUUUAACUUGGCGCUCAAUUUUUAUCUGAGAUCAGGUGCUUAUAAAACUUUUUAUGGUUUGCUGGUUCUGUCUGGGUAACAUGGGGAGAAAACUGCACUGAAGCCUGAUAAACAUGGUUUAAACUCUAGCUCAGCCGUAUACCAGCUAUGUCACCUGGGCUGUUACACAAAUUCUUUGAAACUUAUUUUCUUUAAAUAAAAUACGGAAAGCAAUAUUUUAAACGAGAGAUAAUGCAUGGAAAAUACCUGACAAAUAGUAGGAAUUUCAUAAAUGAAGUUAUUAUAUACUUUUUGAAUUUAACCAGAGGAAAAGUUGGAAAAACAAAUGUAACAAUGGUUUUAAAUGUGGUUUGUCCAUGUGUGAUGUUAGUGAUAAAAUACCACCACAUUUUAUUUAAAGUAUAUGUGUAACUGAAAAUCUACUUAAAUGUUAGGAGGUUGAUUUUGAAAUGUUAGGCAAUGUAACCUAAUUCAGUCUUUAGAAAUUCAUAAAUUCUACUUUAACUUUUUAAGUCAUUUUUCAUGAAAACAGUGUUUUGUUUUGACAAUAUAUCCUUUUAGUGGUUGUUUUAUUGAAAAGUAGUUAUUUGCAAAGAACAAAAAUUUUAGCAUAUGUUUUGCUUCCAGACACUGAACAUAGGACGGAAUUUUCGCUCCCUCCCCCUUCAAUUGCUAUUUUUGCCUUUAUAGAAAAAAAAGUUUGUAUUAUAUUUUUUUAAAAAAACAGUAUGUUCUCAGCUGGCAAACUCCAUUAACUCCUGGGACAGGAGUAGUAAAUUCAGGAAUUUACUACAGCAUUUGAAUAAUAAUUUUAUAUUAAAAGGCAUUACCCUCUAAUGUAAAUUUCAUGUAUUCUUAAUUAUAUACAAUUUCAGAGACAUUAUUAUUUGGUUAACAUUUAAAUCUUUUGAUAAGCACAUAGACUUAAACCUCCUCACUCAAAUCAGGGUCCAGCCCCUGAUUCCACUCUUCCAGCCUUGUUUGAUCUUGUCUAGACCUCACUUUCCAUAAUUCAGAAGUCCUUGUGGGUAGGAAAGAAAACCCUGUAUGUCCUUUCUUAUAGAAUUAGUCAUUAGUAAUUUUUGCAAGUGUCAUUUUUAUCAACAGCAUGACAACAAAGCCUCUUAAUGUUUAAUUAGUUAUACUGCAUAGUAAAAGUAGAAAUUGUCAACCAAAAUCAUGUAGUAAAUCACAGAAAAUUUAUAGCUGAAUAACAUUGACCAUGCCAGAAACAGGAUUCAAUGCUAUUUUUCAUUUCUUUAGGAAAGCUGGAACAAGGGAGAAAUGUGUAUAUAUUGCAACAAAGUACAUUAGCAUCAAAUACCCUUUGCUUUCUAAGGACAGAAGGGGAAUAGAUUGCUAAAGAAAACAGGAAGAUGAAGCUUACAGGAAAUAUUUAAGAUGAGAUCACAUAUCAGUCUGAUAUUUUAAUGUAUUAUGCUUUUAAGCAGAGAGGAGGACUCUUACAUUGCACAUCUUUUAGGAAAAUAUCUUCUGUUUGCUUUGUCUCAGAGAAGUUUGGGUAAGUUCAUCUGAAUAAAGUUUUAAAGUUGAUUUAAUAAAUUCAUAUGGUUGAUAAUGUGAUGCUACUUAAUAAUCUAUAAUUAGCUGCCAAAUCUGGUCUACAUCUCUUGACUUCUCUGUGUCCUGACACCGUUGAGACACCUCGACUCUGCUCAUGUCUUCUCUAGUCAUAAUUGUUCCCCAGGGCUUAUUACAAGCAUUGCUUAAAGCUUGUUACCUGAGGCAGGGAACCUUUGGAUGAUUCCAUUUGGUACAGCCCCAUACUGAUGUUUGUUGUUAAUUAUCCUCUUGCUUUAGUGAUUUGCAGCAUUAUUUUCAGUGUAUUUCUAUAGACCUGGGUUCCAUAAUUGGUGUUCACAGUCAAACUCCAUUUAUUUAUGUCUAGGAAGGAAAUUCUGUUAUUCUGAAAGCAAGACAAAACACAAAAUGCCUGAUUCUUCUGUUAACCUCGUGCAAAUUGUUGGCCAUUUGGAGUAAACAUUCAUUUAGAAUAUGAAGAACCUCAGAAACCAUAAUGACAAUUAAAUGAUGUCAUGUCUUUUAAAAAUGACUGAUUUACUCCUAAAACAAAGAUGAGUGAGUAUCAUAGGCAUUGUUCUAUCUGUGGGAGACACAGUGGUUAAUAGAGCUUAUAUUCUAAUGCUUAUAAAUUGUGAAGAUUGACAUGUAAUAUGUGAUCACAUAUGACUAUUCUACAAAAUACCUUUAUUUUCUGAGGUUUAAUUAACUUGACAAGCAAGAAAUGAAAUAUUGUCUUGGCCUUUCAGAAUACAUAUACUCCUUAUUUCAGUUGGUUAGAAAAGAAAUCAAAAGAGAUAACCUGAUACUGGGUGAGUGCAGCUACAUUUCUUGGGUGCCAACAUAUAAAGUUUUAAAUACUUUUACAAAGCAUUCUAAUUCUGAUCUUUUUUUCUCUUGUGGAUAACUUCACAGGGAAAAAACCCAGCUUCUUUGCUUAUUGCAUAUGAUGUAUCUCCAAAGCAAAUGUUUCUGCAGUUCCCAUAUCUGACUGCAGAAAUGCAGCAGAGAACCAUUUGUCUGUGUCAUUGUCCUGCACAUCCCUGGAAUUCAUUUCUACUGCUAGUAUAGAGUAUUGGGAAAAGAGGCAUCUUUAAUUCAGUGUUGAAAAAUGUAUACUUAUUUCUUCCAUAGCUCAGUUUGUGUGGAGUACUGGGUGGCAGGACUCGGAGCCUGCCGCAAAUACGUCUCAACCGUGGGCAUGCCUCAGCACCUCCUUUUAAUGCUACUUUCUGUAGCAUUACGACCAUAACACAACAUGACAAGAUUCUUUUCCUAUAGCCAGUACUUGGAUCCGCAGUUACCUAUAGGCAUAUUCAGGCACUUCAGAAUAGCAAGAAAAACAGAGGUGGAAAGAGAUAAUUCUAAUUAUUUAUUCAUCUGUUCACAGACUAGACCACAGGCGAAACUGAGAAAGAGGAACUUGGCAAAUAAGUACCACCUGCUGCCCCCACCACCCCGACUCCUAUCCUCCCCUAUUCUUUUCCUUUAGAUCUUAAUGUGCUACCUAUUACAUCAUCAUAUCUGCUCACAGAUUAUUAAAUGAAGGGAUUUGACUUUUUAACACAUACAUUUAAAGCAUGAUGGAAGAAAAAUUAAAACAUUUAUUUGGGAGAAAAUUUUAUUUAUUCAUAACUCCUGAAAUUAUACUCUCUUGACUAAUUUCUAGCAAUAUGCACUAAUUUAAGAGAGAAAAAAUAAUUGGAAAUAACUGCAAAUAAGCAAUCUAUAUGAGUAUAUAUAGAUUGCUUGAUUUUUAAGAAAGUGGCUCCUGUAGGGCCUGGCAAGUCAGAAAUGUGUUGGGCAAAUGGCAGGCUGGAGAUUCAGGUAAGGGUUAGUUGCAGUCUUUACUCAGAAAGCUGGAAACUCGGGCAGAAUUUCUGUAUUGCAGUCUAGAAGCAGAAUCCCUCCUUUCUGAGAAACCUGUCUUUGAUCUCAAGGUUUUCAACUGAUUGGAUAAGAUACAGCCACACUAUGUAGGGUCAUCUGCUCUACUUAAAGUCAACUGAUUUGAAUGCCAGUUACAUCUACAGGGUACCUUUACAACAUCUAGACCAGUGUUUGACCAAACAACUGGUCAUCAUAGCCAAGUUGGCACAUAAAACAAAAAUUACCCAUCAUGGUGCUCUAAAAAACAAAAAACAAAUCUUCACUACUCCCACCUUUUGUUAAAAUGUUGUAUUAAUAGUACUGUUAAAGUGCUUGUUUGUACAUGAGAAUCUUUGGGGAAGCAAAAACCUACCUGGUAGAGAAUCCCUGGGGAAGGAAAAACUCUACCAGGCAGAGGUGAUUCUGAAGAGUUUUAUUUUUAAAUUAUAAGCUUUUUCCCCAAAUACAUCUGAUGAAAGGUUCUGUGGAACAAUCUCGUCAGCCAUGCUAUUUAUUGUAUUCUGUGGUUAGCAUAAGGGAAACAUACAAAGGAAUGAGCAAUUUCUUCUUCAUCAUCCUUAAUUGAAUCCUUAUAGCUCAGUCACUUUUAAAGAGGUGGUAGUCUUUCUGAUGUCCAGGGUUCUAGAAUUACAGAGUUUAUAAAAAGCCAGUACAGGAUGCCCACAUGGGUUUCUGGUUUCUUUUGAGGAAAAAACAAAAACAAAAUAGAAACUGGAGGCGACUUCAGAUGUUGUAGAGCUGUAGGGUGUAGGUGGAGGAGGAGGGCCUUCUGGUGUCAGGCUCAGCAAUUGAUCAAAAGAACUGCCUGACAAAAUACCAAAGCCAGUAAACCUUCCAAAACUUCUAAAGCUACUUCACAGGGCCUUCUACUCACAGGGAAAAUUUAAAAUGGCACUCAGCCUCAGGAGGGUUCCUGCAGGGUCCUGGAACUGAAGAAAACUGUGAAGCAAGUAAAAGUGGGCUCUGGUAAUGUAGAAUUUAGUAUGCAUUAGUUUUUCCUCUUUUAAAUUCUUAUUUUCAGUAACUUUAUAAUUCUCCUCGUUUUCAGGCACUUAUUGAACUGUUUUGCCCAGAUUUCUUUAAAAGCAGUAUGUGUUCCUUCUCACAGCCACUUGCCUCCUACCUUAAAAAGCAGAAUCCAGAGGAGCAAGCAGGCAAACCCCGAAAACAGAACUUGCAGUCCCUUUGGAAUCUAACAUUAGAGGUGGAUGAGUGGCAGCUGGUUGGAUGUGAAAUCUUGGAAGUAAAAUAUGUUGAUCACAAUCAGUUAACAUUUAUGGAAUGCCUAUAUGGCUCCAUCUCAGAAGAGUUGAUGCCAAGGAAAAGAAUUCUCUAACGUUUUUGUUUUUUUGUACUCUUCCCACAGAGCAUGGCUUUGCUAAGCUCCUCUGGCUCCUUGCUAACCCUGCAACAAGUUACACUCAUGGUUUUCUGAGUAGAAUAUUAUUGUGAAGCAGUUCACCAGUAUGUAUUAACUAACUCUUCACAUGCAUAUUACCAUUCAAAUACUAUUAAUGUAGUAUAGUCAAGUGAUUAUAUUGCUUGUUUUCAGGAAACCUUCAGAUUCAGCAGGAGGCAAAAUAUGAAUUUGGAAAACAACAAAAGACCAAUUAAAGUAUAUAACUUCGUGUUCAAUUGUAAAUGACUAAAGCAUAAAGAACUCAAAGAAAGAAGGAAUCACUUUAGUGCAGUGAUUCAGAAAAGAUGUGAUUGGACUUGAUCUGGGAGUGGAAAAAGUUCAGUGUUUGAGCAGGCAGAGAAAAAGUCUCAGCUGCUAAAGUAGAAUUUUCUAGUCCCUGCAACUAAUCUCCUUACCAUCUUUUCUACCUUAGAAUUAACUAGCCUGUGAAGCACUGAGACUAGAACGGAAAAGUAGUUUGUGAUGUUCACUAUCUUUGUUUAACUUUUUAAGAAUAAUCAAUAGAAAAAAUAAACUGCAAACUGUGUAGAUAUGUAUGUGUGUAUGUGUGUAUAUAUAUAUGUGUGUGUGUGUGUAUAUGUGUGUGUCUAUGUGUGUGUUGGGGAUGUGUGUGUAUUGAGUGGGAGAUUACAUCAAGCACAUCAUUAACAUUGAACUAGGACACCAUCCUUUAGAUGAGUUACUAAAGUUUUAACAGGAAGAAAGAGACAGUAAAACAUUAAAAUGAAGUUUAAAUAGUUCAAUAAAAAUUAAGUGUAACAAUUACCAAUGUGGAUAUGUGGAGGAAGAAAAUAAGAAGUAACUUAACUCUGUUAAAAAUAUUAUAAGAUUUUAACAGAAGCAAACAGAGUUCCUUUGGCCAAUAAAAGAAUCACAUUAUUUUUUGUUUUAAAUUUGUCUCCCAUAUGUACCCCCUAAGUCAUUCAUAAUACCAAUAUUUUGGGGUAGAUGGGAAUAAUUAUCUUCUUACAAGAACAUAAAGAAGUAAUGUGUCUCUUCUACCAUGUUACUGCUUAAAAAUAAAGAGCCGAACGGUAGGCAAAUGUGGAGAUUGUUGGCAAUUUUGGAAUGUAUAUUAGUUACUGUGAUAAACUGGCAUAUUUGAUCUCAUUAGAAUUACAGAUUCUUACUAUAAUGAGAUGUGAAAAGAAGAUGUUGAAAGAAUGGAGAACUCAUGAGCAAAUACUGAUAUUGUAUUAUGCAUUAUAAUAUACAUGUAAUCCAAAGAGAACCAAAUAGGUGAAUGUCCUUAUUUUACAUCAGGCCCUGGGCUUGACUCACCUUUGUUUUCCUAGUGUGUAGUACAGUGGGAAAUAUAUAGUAAAUAUUAAAAAAGAAUUUGUUGGACUUAAUUACAUUUUAGUUGUAAAUAAUUGUGUUUUUAAAUAUUUCAAUAGUCCCCAGCAUCAGACCACAGUAUUUUUUGUGACUUCCUGAGUGGAAUUUUUCAUUAUGAUAAUGGUGUCACAGAGUUUUGGAGAUGUUCUAAGAAACCAAACAAAAAAGAAUCCCUUGCCAUAUUUUCAGUUAGGUAGAAAACAAAAAAUCUUAGUUUCUCCUCUAGGAUGGGUUUUACAUUCAUCAAGAGGAAGAUGUACUUCUGUGUUUCAACAGUUUGAAUUUUGAGAUCUUUACUUGGGAUCAUGCCUGCCUGUCUUAAUAGUUACAAUCCAGGAGGGGCUGGAAAAAGAGUAGUUAGCCUUGCUAGGUAUAUUCCACUCCUGCACCCAGCAUGACAGAAUCCCUGUCAGGAGUGAGGCUUAUGUCAGUCAGUCUAAUAAACAACAUGGAAUUACAGGGUCUCUUCCGCUUUCAAGGCUGUCUGCUUAGAACUUGAGUCCUCUGGUUGUAGUAUCUAUUGCUGCAUUCUGUAGGGUGAGGGAAUGUACUGUCUUUUUAAAUUUGGGCUGACAGUGCAAUGUGCUAUAAGCCUGAGAUGAGAUCAGAAUUGAUUGAGCUAGAAAAUUAACUGGGGUGUUAUUUGCUUCUGCCACCCAUUAGCUUAGUUUGACCAUCUGCCAACACAAAAUCAUAAUUCCUGGGGCUUUUAUGCCUGGAUAUCAAGCUGUUGGUUCUGUUGGUCUCUGCUUACCUCUAAGAAAAUCCCAUGGGGAGAAUGUAAUUGGGAAAAGAAAUAAAAUCUCAAUUGAGGAGCUUAGCUUUUAAGGCCUAAUGUAAUUGGUUAGGCAUGAGGUAGAAAUCUUAUCUUGUUUCCCAAGAGCAAGCUUGAAAACCAUAAAAAGAAAAGCAUUGGAGAAAAACGGCUGGAUUUUAGGAUAAAUAUUUGAAUAUAUAGUAAUAAGAAUAGUAAUAAUAAUAAUAAUUGCUAAAAUAUAUUGAGUAACUAAUAUAUGUUACUCAUCUUUCAUCUUUAGAUGGAUUGUCUCAUGGUUGGAGAGUGUACAUUAGUAGAAUCUUAGUAUCUCCAUAUUUGGUAUACUAGGUUUUAUUUGUUUUUAUUUAUAUUUAAGAUAUACAACAUGGUGUUUUGAUAUACUUACAUGCAAUGAAGAAGUUAUACGGUCAACAUCUUAGUUUUGAUUCAAAUUGUAAUAUAGUGAUGUCAAAAAAAUGUACCCCUCUUAAGAAAAUUAAGUUGUAAAUAUGUUCUCUCAAAACAACAAAAGAAACAAACUGAAAGUUUGUCCUGGGGGAGAGUCUGAUACUACUAGAGAAUUUUCUCUUUAAAACAAAGUAGAACAAAACAAAAACAACUCCUGGGAGCAGAAUGCUCUAGUAUAAAAUAUUUUAUAUUCACUAACAUAUAACACCACUUUUGUGUAUGGACAACUGAUGGGGCUUUUUUACAUACUUUGUAAUUGUGGUUCUACCAGUUUUAGCAUCUAAAUCUACCCAUUUAAUAAUUUUAUUAUAGUAAUGCUUAUUCGUAAGAUACAUUUGACAGGAAUUCCCAUUUCUCAACAUAGUAUAUAAAAAUAUGAAGGACUGUCAGCCUACUUAAUGGACCAAAGAAAAGCAAAAUGGUAGCAAUGAAUAUUAAUGGUAGGCCUGGGAGGGCCCCACAGGAAAUGAAAUGAGAUUCAACUUUUUUCUGUUAAUUGUGUUAAAGAUUAUUUUUCUUUGACUAAGAAUUCUUCUGUUGGAAGUAAAAGUAAGACCAUCUCUUGCUAGAAAAAAAUGAAAUAAAAUGUUUUAUUACUUUUAUUACUACUAUUUCAUUUGGAGAUGAAAAUACACUUUUUAGGAUAAAAGCAUACCACAUUUAUCAAAAAUUAUUCUCAAAACGUGAUGCUAACAGUAAAACGAUUUCAAAGUUAAUUUAGAAGAAAAGAAUCCUGAAGUCUCCCCUUUCUCCUUGUGUGACCAAUACCCCUAUUGGUGCCUCAGGUUUUUCAUCUAUAAAAAACAGAGAUGGAAAAAUGCCCAUUUUAAAACAGUGUGGUUGUCAGGAUUAAAUCUAAAGUGUUUCAAGUACCUGACAAAGAAUUGAUAGUAUGAUAUAUGUAUGUGUUGAUAUUCAGUGUACACUAUCUGAGAUAACGGUGCUAGGGAAAUAAUAACUGGAAUUAACUAUUCCUUGUAAGAAAAGUUGGAUAAGUGAAAAUCCUAAAUCAAGAUGGCAUCUGAACUAAGACAAGAGAGUCAUUCUUUGCAAAACACUUCAUGGCUCAAUAGGAAACAGACUUUGUUGAUGACUUUGGUUUGAUUUAUUUUUAACUAAUUUAACAAAUAAUUUUUAAGCAUGUGCAGUGUGCCAAAAUACUACGUUGUGUCCUAGAAAACCAUAUGAGGCAAAUUGGUUGCCCUUGGGCAGCAUUAUUAUAAAUUGAAUUAAGGUAUUUAAAAACAUUUAGGUCACAAACCAAUGGGGUGGGCUGGAGUUAAGACUUAGUAACAUAAUUAAUAGCAAUUUAUUUCAUUCACUGGUUUCUGAGCAACUCCUUCCCUGGAGGCACUUGCCAGGUCAGCAUUGUUUUUUGCAGAGCAUCAUAAAUCUCCAAUGACCAGCUCUUGGCCAUAAAUACAGAAAAUAUACUUGUGAGGUUAUUUUCAAUGUACAAUAUGGAAUUUCUGAAAUAAUAAUGAUCUAACAGGUGCAGUCUGGGUGUUUUGAAAAAUUACUCAAUCUUUUUCUGUUUAUCAAGCAAUUUGUAUAUUAUGCCAAAAAUAUUCUAAAAAGUCAAUUUUUUCAAGUUCUCUAAAGUGGAGCUCAUGGUUAAUUCAGAGCAUAAACCACCCCGCCCAAAAUGAAAAAUAACUCAGAACCUAAGUACUCUGCUGCUCCAAAACUGCCAGAAUUAACCAGACUGGAAAUGAGCUCAAUUAUAAUCAGCUUGGAUGCUUAAUCUUUUAAAUUAAUCCAUAGAAAUGCUAUUAUUAUAUUGAUUCAUUAUAGAAUGUUAUAAUCAUGAAAUUCUUUAGAAGUAACUAUACAGUGCAUUAGCAAUUACCCCAAAGCACAUGAAUUCUAUUCUGUAGCAGGAAUUUUGGCUAUCAAGAUUUGUUUGUUUUGAUAUUACAGGGGUAUUGCUUUUAUUUAACAACCGUUUAUAUAGUGUUAUUAUAUGCCAGUCACCAUUCUUACUGCUUUAUAAAUGUUAUCUCAUUUGAUCCUUAUAACAGCCUCAAGGGCUAGAUAUUAUGGUUACUUCAUUAUAAAGAAACUGAGGCACAGAUAGGUUAAUGUGCUCAUGACCCAAUAGCUACUGAAUGGUGGAACUAGAAUUCUAAGUCAGUAAUUUGGUUCCAGUGUCUGUGAUCUAACUUUUAGACAUCAUAUGGGGGAGUGGGAAAUUAUAUUUUCUUUUUUAGAGACAGGGUCUUGCUUUGCCACCUAGGUUGGAGUAUAGGGGUACAAUCAUAGCUCACUGCAGCCUCUACUCCUGAACUCAAAUGAUCCUCCUGCUUCAAUCUCAAGUUUUGAUUGUUGACCGUGUAAAUUCUUCACUACAUGUAGCUAGGACUACAGGAAUGCACCACCACACCCAGCUAAUUAAUUUUUAUUUUAUUUUUUAUUCUUUUGUAGAGACAAGAUCUUGUUUUGUUGCCCAGAGUGCUCUUAAACUUCUGGCCACAAGUGGUCCUCGCACCUUUGCCUCCCAAAGUGCUGGGAUUACAAGAGUGAGCCACCGCAUCAGGCCUGAGAUUUUCAGGUGUAACACCAGUGAGAGUGAUUAUUUUAUUUUAUUUUAUUUUUAUUUUAUUCUUAUUUUCUUGAGCCCUGGCCUAAAGGAAAGACCUGACUAUUUAGCAUAAAAUGGUAGCCCCACCAACCUCUACUAUGUCUCCUAUGCCCAAACAUUACUCUGCUAUUCUACUGCGAGUUUUCUACCACCUCCAAGGUAUGCCUUAGACCCUAAAUACCCAAUAUCACUACUCGCUCCCCAUUCAACAUCACCAUCACCUAGCUCCUGCAAGUACUCCACACUCCUCAACCCUCAGCUCAACAACGUAUAUCUGCACUCCACCAGACUGAUGGAUGGGCCCUUGUGUAGGCAUGGGUUAUACUGUGUACAAUCACCAUUAUUACACAUUACAUUUUAGUUCAUCUUUUGGUCUCACAUCUCUCUCUCCCACAAAAUCGUAAGUUCCUUGAAGAUAGUGGCUGUGAAAUGACUCACAUUAUAUAUAAAGAAGAAAUAUGAAAAAUAUAUAAAAGAGUAACUAAUUUAUGUCACAUGCAUACACACACAAAAAGGGGGAAAAGAAUGGAGGGCGAAAUAUGUGAAAGAGUUAAAGGUAGUUGUCUCUGAGUAAUAGGGUUUGUUAUGAGAAUUUUUUUUCUUACACUUUCUCUAAAUAUUUCAAAUUCUCUACAGGGAAAAUGAAGUAGUUUUAUUACAUUAAAAUACAUAAGCAUACCCUAGAUCUGUUAGAAAUGAAAAUGGAGUUCUUCACUGAACAAGAACAUUAUAUACCAAGGGCUUUAAAAUACUCUAAAUUUUAAUAUGUGGAAUGUAGUGAGUGUUUAAUAUAUUUAGACCAAUGGAUGAAUGAAGAAAUUGAAUGUGACAUCUCUGCUUAAACUAAGUGAAUUUUUCUAAACUUAGAAAUCCUUCUAUACCAUUAAUCCUGAAAAUUUUGAAGCUCCUUAAUAUGCUUUUAGUGACCCCUCGGCAUGUUUUGAGUUUCUCCUUUCUCCCAACACUCUCCACCAAAAAAGGGUCAAUUUAAAUACAUUUGAAAUUAGAAACAAUAUAGCAGCAGAGAUGUCCUUAAACAUAUCUAGAUCUAACAAUGUGGCCUGUGCCUAUAUAUUUCUCUUAAAUUGAAUGAAUAAUUAUCUCAUUUACUUAGCAUAAUUUAUUGUACACAUUUAUAAAGUCCUGCUUGAAGGGAGAUCAUAAUAUUUUAGAACUUUCUACAUUUGUUCGCCUUAUAAGCCCAUGUUAGAUCCUGCUUAUCUGAAUAAAUUGAAAGAAAGCCAUAUUAAAAAUGAUAAAUCAUAUAAUUGUCAGCUAAUUAGUGGAGAAUAUAGGGCUUUUUAGAAAAAACAUUUUGCUUUGUAAAAUGCCAUACAGGAAUAGGACAUUUUAAAUAAUAAAUUGAUAAAUUAUAAAGAUAAUAGAGAAUAGGAGAGCAUUCUUGCUUAGGAUUGCAGUAAAGAUAAACUGAAAAUAAACUGAGCAAAAACUUCAGAUAAAUUCCGUAGAUCUCUAUUUUUUAUUGUUUCGGAACAAUUCAAAAUGCUAGAUCUGAUUAAUAGACUUUUCUGAUUAACAUAGAUUUAUCCUAUAUGCUACUGAUAAAUGAAACUUUCAAAUAAUUUUAAUUUUUCAAUAAAAUAUGAUUAACACUUUUACAAUGCACAUAUGUUCAGAAUGUACUUUAAAAUCCCACAGCACCUCAAAAACUAUCGUUAACUUAUUCAAUGAAAUAUAUUGAGAUUUUAUUUAUAGCAGAGUAGUAACUUCUGAGGAUGUUGUGCAGAAGUCCAAGACAUAGGUCCUAACCACAGAGAGCUUGGGAUAUUGAUGAUAAAUUGUAUAUGCUAAAUAGAGAUUGCAUAUGGUCUUUUGCAAACGACAUCCUGCAAAAGGGAUUUGAUGAGUGAAAAAUGAAAGGGUGGUGAGGAGCUUCUUUUUGGAAGUCCAGGAAAGGGGAAAAUGUUUCCAAGAAUCCAGGCAACAUUUAGAUCAUUGGUGGCAAAGGAAGAAGAUAAUAGGGCAACACAUGGGUUACAAGCUCAAAAGUGUCGUGAUAGGAAAGUAAUUUCCGGAGACAGAGUCAAGAAAAACUUAAACUGGAAGAUUUAUGCAAAAGAAUAGUAAGUUGCAAAUGCAGAGCUGUAAUUAGGACUACAUCGGAAGCCAUUGAGAAUGUCUGGGUACAAAAUAAGACCUGACUGCCAUGUGUGUUGGUGCAUGCCUUUAGUCCAGCUACUCAGAAGGCUGAGGCGGGGGGAUCCCUUGAGCUUAGGAGUUAGAGACCAGCCUGGACAACAUAACGAGCACCCACCUCUUAAAAGAACACUCAGUGAUUGGCUAAAUUUUACUCAAUGUGGGAACUAUGGUAGAAAUUUAAGCUUGGGUAAGUGAAGUUUAAAAGAUUAAACCUAUGGUUAUUUGGUUUUAUAAUAAAUGAAUAAUAAUUAUACUAGGAAAUUUGAUAAUUUAGGAAUUUGGAGAGUAAUGUAUUUUUAUAUUAUUUGUCUCCAAAUUUCACAUAUUUGAUAUGCCAACACAGAUUUCUCUGAGUAGAAAAUGUUAUUUACCUAUUGGCAAAAUUAUGAUAAUUCUGGAGAAUCCAAUUACAAUAUUAUUAUUGAGUACCUAUAAUGUAGAAAUGACAGUUUCUAAUAAGUUAUUUUAAAAGCCAAAAAGCAUUUAAGUGUCUUAUUAACUUUUGCAUUCCCCAGACUUGUCAUGGUAUUUAGCCCUGAGCAGAUGCUCAGCAACUGUUUAUUCAAUAAAUGAAUGAUGUAUUUAAUUAGUUGAGUCUUUCAACUUUAAUGCCUUAAAUUGUCAAUUAACUAGAAAUUUCAAAUCAACUCACUUAUGUUGAGUUAAUAACAGGGCUAAGAAUGUGUUGGGUUUUGGUGGACACAAGGAAGUAAUGUGUUGUACUUGGCUUAACGUAAUUUCAAAAUCUAGUGACAUAACUACCUUUUAAUUAGACAAAUUAAAUAAUUAAAGUUAAUUUUCAUUAAUAUAGAACCUCUAGGCUGUGUGUCAUCAGUAGCUCUAUAUGUAAUUACCUUACUAAUUAAACCUCUAAAACUGGUCACAGCUUCAUAUCAAUGUUCUUUAAAAUUUGAUUUAACUUAUAUCUUCAGCUUGAUUCUUCUAUGUGGUUUUUUCCAUUCUCUCUCCUCAGAGUGAUUAAAACUUUAAUAGUCAUCUUUUUUUUUAUUUUUUUGACUUACUUUUAAGUCAGGAUACCUUAACUGUGUCAUUUUCUUCCAAAUUGUUUCUAAGGAAAAAUUUUGAGAAUUACAGUAGUAGCAGCAAUAGUAAUAAUAAUUCUGUCAUUGUGAAGAUAUUGCUUGUUAAUUUCUCAUUAUUUUAUUACAUAAAUAGUAAUUUCAGCCUUUUAACUUUGAAUAAGAUAAUUCCAAUGAAUUGGUUUGUUUUUCCGGAAGAAAGGACCAAUGCCAUCUAAAUUAUUUCAGACUGUUAUUAAUUGCUUCAUUAUUGAACUUAAAGAAUUAUUUCCUUAUAAAAAGAGAUCACAUGUCAGCAAGAAAACAGUGUUAUCACAUGAAUUUAAAAAAGGGAGAAAACACAAUGGCAUUGUGUCUGAAGGCCUAAAGAGGAUUGGACUAUUAACAUGAAGGCAUUUCUAUACUGAAGAAUAUCAGCUUUUGUUAUUUAUUUGUAUUACAUUGUUUUGCCUUAAAAUUAGUUUAAAAUCUCCAAGUUGGCAUUUAGGAACUAAUUUUUCAAGAUGAUAAGCUUUUAUAUUUCUUAAUUCUGUUUCUUUUCUGACUAUACAUUGAAUUUUAAGGCAAUCCUACAAUUUAUACUUUGAAUUUAAGUGUAUACAGAGAGAUGGGGAAAGAGGUAAACCAACGUUUCCUCAAAUGACCAUUAGGAGAAGAGAACUAUUGCCAACAUGGAAAUAAAAUGCUGUCAAUGAGUCUCUCUGAAAUUUUGAUCUCAAUUUGUAAUAUCAAGUUUAAAAGACCACAAAUAUCAAUUGUCUACAAUAAUUUUAAUUCUUUAACAAUAAAUUAUGAUAAUAUGCUUAUGUAUAGAACUUGUUUCUGUAACUCUGUUUCUGUAAUUCUUUUGAAGUUAAUUUUUUUUAUUUGUAUCAAUUUAAGGAACACAAGUGCAGUUUUGGUACAGGGAUAUAUUGCAUAGUGGUGGAGUCUGAGCUUUUAGUAUAACCAUCACCUGAAUAAUGUACACUGUACCCAUUUAAGUAAGUUCUCAUUCUUCACCCCCUCCCGCCCUCCCUCCAUCCCACCUUUCCCAGUCACCAGUGUCUAUUAUUUCACAUUUUAUGUCCAUGUAUACACAUUAUUUACCUUUCACUUAUAGGUGAGAACAUGAAGUAUUUGACUUUCUGUUUCUGAAUUGUUUCACAUAAAGACUUCCAGUUCCAACCAUGUUCCUGCAAAAUAUAUGAUUUCAUUCUUUUUAUGGCUGCAUAGUAUUCCUUUGUGUGUGUAUGCAUAUAUAUAUAUACAUAUAUAUAUAUAAUAUUUUGUUUAUCCAUUCAUCCAGUGAUGGACACAUAGGUUGAUUAACUGUAUUUCUUUUUAGGCCUGAUCAAUAACUGUAAAUUUUCUGUGGUUUGUGGAAAAUGCAAUUAAGUUACCUUAUUAAAAGAAAUAGUAAUGAAUCCACUUAAUUAUAUUUCUUCUACAGUUCAGAUCAUUAUAAAGUAUAAACUCUAGUAAAAGAAUUUCUCUUCAAAAAGUGCAUCCUGUUCUACAGUGAAAAAAAUUUUUUCCUGGAGAUUUAGGAUAUAAAUGUAUCCCCUGUGAAAUUAAUUGCUGUAAAAAAUACUUCAGAAAAUUACUCUUUUUAACUUUACCCAUUCUUUUGAAUGUUGCCCAAGAGUAGUAACUCCCAUGUCUGUUGGAAUGGUUAGUUAGAUUUGAAAAUGUAGCCAAAGUGCUUUUUAAAAUACCCUGGAGACAUUAGACUUGUAAAAUUCACAGGUUCUGCCAUACUUACAUAUUAGCUUUACAUUGCAAUUACCUGAUAGAUAACUGUCAUUAAAAUAAUCAUGUAAAGGCAUAUCUCUCCAAUGGAGCAGAAAAAAAAAAGGUUAUAAAGUCAUUCUGGUCGAUUGAACUUGGAGCCUUGAGAAUAUUUUUAAGCAAAUCUAACUAAAUAAAUGUGCACCCUGGAGAGCAGAAUGGCUUUUUGUUUUUAAUCCAUUAAAGGUCCUUUAAUUUCUUCACAGUUCUCCGUCUGUCCCCUCUCAACCAUUUCCCUGUAGUGAACUAACAUUUAUACAGUGUCAGUGAGAGAGUAAAAAUCUCCUUCUGAUUUCAAUGAGCCAUCAAAGCAGGUGGUUUAAAUAGGGUCCCAUGAAUUCCCAACCACAGGUCUUAAUCAGGGGCCAUGAGCAUCUAGGACUCAGUGUUUUUGCCCUGUCACUACAUAGGAGAUGGGAAGAGGGCCCUUAGAAAUGUUUAAAGAAGAAUAUAUUCUGUAUCUGUUAGGGGUUUUAUGCAUCAAGUGAAAAAACAAAAGUAAAAAGCUCAUGAGAUGUCCUAAGAAAGUUAAACAUUCCUGUGAAACUCAAUGCUCAUGGUGAACUUCCUUAGAAAACUAUAUAAGUAACUUUUAGCACUGAAAUGAAAAAUUGAGAAGGUAGUUUAUUUCAUUAUUAUUAAAAGAGUAUUGGGAGCAAACAGCUUAAGAGAGUAUUAUGGAAACAGACCCUGUUCUCGACUACAUUGUCAGUUAGUAGUGAUUGUGCUAAGAGAGCAGGUUCCCUGUGCUCAUCUCAUCAGACCUCAAGGAGCCAAGUUUAAUGAAUUAUAACCCAGUUUUUGUUUUUCCUUAAGGAAAGUGUGCUUGUAGCUGGUUGGAAUUCUCCAGAGUAGCAUGAAUUGGCCUCAUUCUCUGAGUUCCAUAAACUCUAAUACUAACCCAAUUUUUUUGUCCUUUCUUUUUAUAAUAUAAUCAUUCCGUUGUUAACCAGUGUUAUCUCUAUGUCAGUACAGACCAGCACUGGCAUUGUACUUGCCCUUAAAGAGGCGUGUAAAUUAUAACUAUAUAACUCAUUCUGUUUUAUGAAGUAAGAAGAGGGUAAAUAGAUCUAAUAUUUUAACAUCUACUUUCAUGACAGCCAUGGAUACUGCAAGGAAGUCACCUUUAGCUUAAAACUAUUCACCUUGUGUCAGAGUGGAUUGCCUUUGGUCUUCUUAGAAAAUUUUAACUCACUUGCCCAGUUAUCACAAGAAAAUGAUUUCAGCAUUGGAUAAUAACAAUUAAUCAAUUUAACUGCAAAAAGCUGUCGUAAGAUAGUACACAAUUCAUAAUAAUUUAUUCAGGUUUAUUUCAUUUUGAGAAUGGAAAAAAACUAAGGAUACAUUUUAUUUCACGUUAACUGAAACUCUAAUAUAGAUAUAAAUCAUCCCUAAUGUGGCCAUUAGCCACAGUUUCAAUGUGGUGGAACUCUUCACAUCUUUCUCUAAUAACUGAUAUUCAACAGUAGAAAUCUUUAUAUUCUUGGAUAUUUCAUUUACAUAUUAAAUUUGAUACUGAUAAUCUAAUUCCGUAGAAACAUAAUUAAAUAGCCAGAGACAGACCAAUUUGGCCAAAUGGUGGGAGGUAGCUGGUAUUAGGAAAGAAAAAAACAUGAAAAAUUCUAGCUCUGAGGUAAAAUUGGUUUGGAGUUCUUUUUUUGUUCUUGUUGUUUGUUUUCUUUUGCAAGUUCUCCAAGGUCUGAGAAUUUAUUUAAUCCUCUAUUUCCUUAUCUAUACAAUUGGGAUUCUCUAAGAUCCCCUUCUCAGAUUGUUUUUAAGAUUAAAUGAGCUAAUAUAAAUAUGACUAGCACCUGGCACAUAGUAAUUCCCAUUCCCAGUAAGCAGUUAAUAGUAGAUGUAUGUACAUCCCCCCACCACCAAAAAGAAACUAUCAAAUGUUUACUGGUAAUUACUAUGUGCCAGGUGCUACUACCCCCACCACCAAAGAAAAAGAAAAAAAAAAAAACUUUCAAAUGCUUACUGGGAAUUACUGUGUGCCAGGUGCUACCCCCCCGCCCCACACACACACAUUUAUAUAUUUGGAGCCGCUUAGAGAAGGCAGAGACAGAAUAAUUCCAAUGGGUAAAUACACUCUGGAACCAGAGAGACCUGGACCAGACUCAGCUUUUGGUGUUCUUCCUUUUUGAUCCUGGAGGUCCUCCAAAAUGACCUCUUUGAGCCUCAAUUCCUUUUUUAUAAAACUGGGAUGAUUUAACACACAGAGACACACAAUAAUUUUAGGAAUCUCCAGAAUUUGGACUGACUUCCCCUCUCUGGAUAAGACUACUUUUAUUCUUUAGUUUUGUAAUGAAAUAUAAAUUAUAGGAUAGCAAGAGAUUUCUAGUCUAAGAGCUUCCUUUCCCUUUAUCCUCUAGUAAUCAAGCUGAAAGAUAAUACCUGAAUAUUCCUUGCACUGUUCCUAGCUGUCUUCUGUCGUUUCACCUGUCUGUAGACCCUAGAACUACAAUUGCUCCUUCUGGGUUGGAGGUGAACUACAGAGAGUUUUCUGAGGCUUUCAUCCAUUCAUUUUUCUCCCCCUCACCCCAUACACACACAUACACUCUUUUCCUCUUAUACAUUCUUAAAGAGAGCCUUCUCAUAGUAGGACUCAGACUUUGAAACUGAAAUCCUAUAAAGGCAGGUUAUCAAAAUGUGAUCCCUACACUGUCAGCAUCGACCUUCCCUGAGAACUUGUUAGAAAGGCCCCACCCUGGACUUGCUGAAUCUCUGGAGAUGUAGCACAGCAAUUUGUGUUAUAACAGUUCUUCCGGGUGCUUCUUGAUACCUGAAAACCACUGCUUUGGACACAGUGCACUCAUCAAAAACCAAAUUUCAAAGGAAGUCUCACAGAUACUGCAAAUUUCUCCUCUGUUCACAUAGGUAGGCAUUUGGAAAAGGCCCAGAGAUUUUGGGACACCUUCUUAAAAAUCAGUACACACAGCAUCUUAAUGCCUUCAGCUUCGCAGGAGAAAUGAAUAUUUUUUGUGAUAUGGCAGUAUUAUGGCGGGUUGUGGGUUCUACAUAGAUUUUUAAAUGUCUCCUAUCAAUUUAUUUCAAGAUUAUUUCGAGUAAUCAGUGCUUGCUGCAUAGUAUGGUUUCAAUAAAUGACAAUGGUUGUUAUUAUUACUACUUUAAAACUAAUCAUACACACUUUAUUUAAAAACUUCCAUUACCUUUAUGUGUAUUAGUCACCUAUUAUUUAUAAGUCACUCUGCUAGUCUCUUGGAAAAUGAAAAGAUAAAUAAGACAUUCCUUUAAAUUCAGGGAGCUUGAAAUGAGGCUGAAGUUCAUGUGUGUGUUUGACCCACAGCUUUUUUAGCUUUUAUGAUGAUCAGAUACAUGUCUGAUUUUGCUUACCGCUGUAUACCUAGCACAGUACCUGGGUCUUAGUUGAUGUUUUGGGAAAGAUUUCUUAAAUGGAUGAAUGCAUGCAUGAAUCCAAAUACCCUGUGAAAGGAAAAGGUCCUCUGUCCUUUCUUUGUCUAGCUGGACUUUUUUCCCAAAGGAACCUAAGACCUUUUGUGUGUAAAUUGAGUAAGCCAACGGGAAAUCUCUGCACAGCGGAGACUCAGAAACACUAAUCCUGCUGUUUACACACCAUUAAGACUUAUCCAGGUGUCCUCUACACCCAGCUGCACACAGCAGUCUCAAGCUUGGCAUUUCAACCUGAGGAGGUGCUGCAUUUUUAAAUCCUGGUGCUAAUGAGACAAAAAAGUUUCCUAUCUCAUAGGCUCACCAUGGUCUAGCAGGUUUUUAAUGCGCAUAGGCCCUAUGUCUCAAAAGGAUUUGGUAGAUCAGUGGGCUUUUACAGUGUUUUAAUGUCUGACUAGGGUUUCUGUAAUAAAUUAGGCCAUUAUCCAGCAUGAUAAACAAUCAACUCAAUGCCAUUCAUUUGGAAAUCACAAUAAUAGGGAGAGGAGGGGAAGCUGUAGUUCUGUGCUUUGGCUUCAAGAAAACACAUUGUUUUCAGACAUUUUUAGGAGAAAUACUGUAAAAAGCUUUUUUAUUAAAGUCUCAAAAAGUGUGGCCAUUUAGAGCUUAAUCUUUAAAGGGCUGUGUGCUGAUACCUGGUGAAGCUAUGGGGUGUGAAAGGGGAUGGACUGUGCUUGUCCUUCACUCUGCUAAAAUCAAACUGUGGUUUGUUUCCCUAGCUGACUCUGAAGCAGGUUGACUCUGAAACUCAAUACAGUUUAACACACACACAAACCCACUCAGCUGAUUUGCAUAUUUGGAAGUGUCUUGAGGACCUUUAUUUGGGGCUACACUCAGGAAGCAGUCCAGACCUGAAAUUGCUGCGGUGGUGUAAUAAUUUAUCUUAGACAUAAGAAAACUAGAGCUCUUUUUGAUAAGCAUUUCAGAAAGUUCAUCUGAAAAGCCAGUUUACUCUCCUUAAAGUUAUCUCAUUGUUCUUUCUUUGAAUACUUUAGAAGGAAAAUAUUAUUGGACUUCUAAGCUGUUAGUGUAACUUUCUAAACCCCUUUAUAAACUACCUUACCAAAUAUGACAGUCAAUGACACCAAAAAUCAGGUACCCCAUCAUAAAGAAUGUUAUCCUGUUAUCCUUUUAUUCAUAUUCCCUCUCAUUCCUGCCUCAUUCUGUUCUCUAGAAUUAUAAAAAUGCUCAACUAUAUCACAUUGAUAUGAAACUCUGGUUUUUAUAAUAUUAUUUUGAAGGCUCUUUUAACGUAGGCAGGUAAAUGAGGCUGCCUUAUUCCUUACAAGUAGGAAUUUCCAUAUCAUAGAGAAGGACAUGCAUUUUGGAGACAAAUGGUACAAAUCCUGGAUCUUUUUACCUUGUGAUAUGAGGCACAUUUCCAUUUCUAAUCCUUGGUUUUCUCAUCUGUGAAAAGGUGAUUCAUGUCUACUACAAAAUAUUGAUAUUAGCAGUAAUUGAAAGCAAAUAUGUAAAGUGCCUAGCAUUAACACAGUAGGUACUCAAUAAACAGCAGUCAUGUACUACUGUGAUCAUUUAUCUUUUUUACAGAGGAAGAACCUGAGGGCCAAAGACUGUAAGUUAUCCCAGCAUUGCAAUGGGAUUGGACCUGAAAUGAACAUGAUGUGUCUAGUAUUCCUCCUUUCCUGACUCAGGACCUUCCUACACAUGAGUUGACCUUAGACCACUUAAUGCUGAAAGAAAUGUAUCCAUGUACCAAGUUAAAUGACUGCACCAAAUCAGUUUUCUUAGCUAAGGGUGGGUCUGAAGAGGGACUUCAAAAGAUGUAGGAACCCCCUGACAUAAUAAGCAAAUGUGUUGUGUGUGUGUAUAUGUGUAUUCUAAAGUAUCGUACCCCCAAAUAAAUUUAUGAUACCACUGAAUAAAAAUGGUCCAAGGUUUCUUGCAAAGCUUAGCUUCCCUGACUCUGCAACUGAUUCCUACUAUACUAGCAUGAAUUUUUUUUUUUUUUUUUUUUUUUGAGAUGGAAUCUCGCUCUUGUCCUCUAGGCUAGAGUGCAGUGGCACAAUCUCUGCUCACUGAAACCUCUGCCUCCCUGGUUCAAACAAUUCUCCUGCCUCAGCCUCCCAUGUAGCUGGGAAUACAGGCGCCUGCUACCAUGCCUGGCUGAUUUUUUUAUUUUUAGUGGAGACAGGGUUUCACCAUGUUGGCCAGGCUGGUCUUGAACUCGUGAGCUCAGGUAAUCUGCCCACCUCAGCCUCCCAAAUUGCUGGGAUUACAGGUGUGAGCCACUGCACCCAGCCCUGAGAUUAUUUCUUAAGAAAAUAACAGAUUAUAAACAUGUUCGAGUGACUAAACAAUCUAUUAAUACACUUAUAACUGCUAGAGAAAUGGAUUUGCUUUCCAUUUAAACUUAAAAUCUAUUUAUAUCUUCUUCAUGUCACAAACAGUAGGAAAAAAAUAUCACCUCAAGAUGAACCACCUGGGACCUGAGAUUAUGAUUAAUUAUUGCUAUAGCCACACCCUACAUUUGCUUUAUUGCCACUUUGUAAUGGCUUGUUUUCAUUCACAAAUAAAUUAUAGAUCCAAAAGAGUUUGACUGUGGGAACCAGGACCAUGGACUAAAUGCUCCUCUGGUUAUGAAGAGAAUAGAGAUUGCAGCAUCCUCUUAAAAUCUGAUCUCAAACGUGGUAAAGGUGGGGGUGGUUAUACGAAUCAGUAUACAUUAUUUUUAGCUCAGGAUUUGCCAACUAACCAGCUGUGUGGCUUUAGUAAAAUCCUUGACCAAUUUGAAUUCCACCUUCAUCAUUCAGAAAAUAGAGUUUGAAACUAAAUAAAGUACGGCAGCUGGGUGUGGUGGCUCGUGCCUGUAAUCCCAAUACUUUGGAAGGCCGAGGUGGGAGGAUGGCUUGAGCCCAGAAGAUGGAGGCUACAGUGAGCUAUGGUCAUCUCACUGCACUCCAGGGUGAGAGACAGAGAGACUCUGUCUCAAAAUAAUAAGAUCUGCACUUCCUUGCUGCUCUAGAAUUCCAUGGUGACAAGUACCAAUCUGAAAGCCAGGAACACACAAGAUGAUAUCUCACAGCUAUAAAAUCUCUUUGGGACUCAUCUAACUUGGCAUGUUCUACCACCAACUGUAAACAAUGACCAACCAACCUUUCAGCCUAACCUAAUCAUGUCUAUGCCCAUUUAUACUUACUUUGACAUCUAGAAAUCCCCUCCUCUCCCCAAAUUUUAUUGCUUAUAACAUGUCAAGAGAAUCACAUUUUUAAUUAUGCUUUGAGAGAACUAGGCAACAACGUUAGAUACUAUGAAACAUCAAAGACCUUUUUAAAAUCUUUAUAAGUAUGUCAUGUUGGAUGUGAAGACUCUUCACUUAGAUACAAUUUUAUAUCUGGCACUUUAGUCUUAGAUUCUACUUCAUGUGGUCUGGGACCAUGCCUAUCCUCUCUCACUCUGGGUCAUCGCUUUUCAGUAUGGCCUGGCACAGAGGAAGAACUCAGGAAAUGAGCAGUGAGUGUAGAAUGAAUGGAUGCAUGACUUGCCCAUGCAUCCAAACUAAACUCCUGUGUGGCUUUCUAGGACUACCUCUGCCUGACUCAGCCUUGCCACUGCAAACUACUCCUUUCCAUAAGAGCUGGUUAAUGUCCUCUUCCCAAGUGCCCACAUGCCCUAUACAAAUUCCAGAUCUGUGCCUCUGCAAUGUGUUGUUUUCCUGGUCAGAAAUGACCUUUCACCUUUCAUCUUUUCACCCCAACCCUUCCACAUGUCAGGACCUCUGCCGGUCGCACCUCAAACCACAGAGUUUUUUCUAAUUUCUCCCUUCUCUAAAAUCAUAUAUAAUCUCUGAUUUCUAUAAACAGAAUAAAAAUACGAGGCUGCUGUUAUUUGUAUAUGAUUCUUAAAAAUCAAGCAAGUAGAGACCCGGAAAGAUAAGUGACAUACCUCACAAUUUUUUUUUUCUGAUGUUGUUAUCUUGUUUAUGUCAGGACAGUGGUUUUGAGUCCUUUUAUCACCAAAGCAACUGGCACAAGGCUGAUCAGAUUACUGGUCACCACCAAAUAAUUGUUGAUUGAUUGAGAGUUAUGAUCUUCUUGUAUCUUUUUCAUCAAAAUACUAUGAUAUAAAGAAAGAGGGUUUCAGAAAGAACAAGAAUGAGGAUAAUUUUCCAUGCUAAACUAGAUUUUAAAAGAGUAAAAACUGCUAUAUUGGUGCCUGUAGUUUACAAAGAGAUAGGUAUUUAUCCAUAAAUAUUUAUCUCCAAAUUUUGAAUUUAUAAAUAUGUAUCCAAUACAACAUAGAAAUGUAUACAGAUAUCAAUUUGGGGAGGGAAGUGACAUUCUGGGUAUUUUGUACACACACACACACACACACACACAAACAUAAUUGUGUGUGUGUAUAUAAUGUGUGUGUGUAUAUAAUAUGUGCGUGUGUGUAUAUAUUUAUAUUUAUAAUUGUCAAAGUAGUUUCUCAAGGCUGAAUUGAUUUACUUGAGAUGGAGAACUGUGUGUACUCUGUAGUUGCACCUUGCAGUCAUUAUACUGGCAAACCCUUUUGUUGACAUCUGUCCCAGACCACCUUUCCAAUGUGUUCAUCUGUCAAAAAAAAAAAAAACUUGUAACCAACCUGUAAACAUUUCUGUUAGAUUUAUUAGAUUUCUCCCUUUUCCCCUCAAAAAAGACUUAGGAGACAUCUCUUUUUUUUGCACCCCUUCUGUUUCUUUGAAUAAUCAUUUCAUUCUGAUUUUGUCUUAUAUGUUUGCAGAAUUCCUUACUUCUCCUAGAAAUAACCCUUUUAUGAGCUGAAUAAAAUCAUGCAGUGUACUGUGGCUUUACAUUGACACUUAAAUAUUUUCCCUUUCCUCUCUUGCCAAAUCUGGCUUCUGUGCACUGCCCCCUAGCACUGCCAAGGUGUGAUGGUUUUAGAAGUACUGUGGUUUGGGAAAUGCAGAGGUCUGGUGGGUUGCUGGAAGACACAGUGUGAAUGUAUUCUGUAUGCUGAGACCUGGCUUUCCUGGACCCAGAGCCAGGUAAUUGCACUUGUGAGACAAGCCUUGAGGGAAAAAAGAAAGGAAAAAAAAAUGUACCCUUACUUUUCUUCACUUUAUAAAUAUUCUUAGGCCGUUAGGUUGAAAUACCAACUCGGAACAGGGUAGUAAGGGCCUCAGCAUAAUGAAAGAAUAAUGCCAUUUGCUUUAAAAUCUCAGUGGAGAUGAGAUUUACAGGCCGGGCUGUUAAUGAAUCCAUCAAAACUUUAUCUCUCAGUUGGGCUUCCUAUCAAGGAGGGAAUGCAUGUCACUCAAUAGUUUCAUCUCAGAAAAAUUGAAUCUCUACUGAUGGCCACUUUCUGGGCCCCCAGGCAAAUAAUUAUUGUGUUAAGACUGCCAGGUGGGUUCUGUUCUAGAUAAGAUUGUGCAAUUUUAUAUAGAAAUAUGUAAAUGCAAAUAUUACGUUUACAAGCCUAAUAUCAACCAUCCUGAUUUUUCAUUUAAAAACUUAAAAUUUUCAGAUGUUUAAAUUUCAGAUGUUAAAUUUCAGAUGUUUAAAGUAGUCUGCAUAGUAUGACUGAAGUUAUAAUAGAAUGAUUUGCAAAUAAGAAGCAUAGCUUCAUUGCUUGAGCAAAGACCCGCAUUUUUUUUUAAGUAGCCUUUUGAUAUGUGGUAUUUUUCUUCAAGACUUCUUUAUUUCCCAGGCAAUUAUUGCUAUUAAUCUCACACUGUAAAAUAAAUUGCAUGUUUGAGUGGAGAAAGCUGUUACUCAACUUAAAUGAAAACCUCAAAAUUCAGAUUUUUUUUUUCCAACAAAAGCAUCUGGGCCUGAUUCAGAUAGCAGCCAUCCAAGUUUGAAAAGGAAUCAGCACAGAUGUCCUUGAGAAUGAUUGCGCCCAAAGAGUGAGACAAUGGUGGUGCUUCUUACGUUUGUGUUUUGUUCAUCAAAGCCUCAUAGAAAUUUUCUGAAGACACAGAGUUUUGAAAAAUAUUAAUUUGUUUUAUUUGUGUCUUUAUUGGCAAUGCCUGUUGAUGAAUAUGUAGAGCUUAAUUCAACCAGCCUGUUGAGACUUAUGCACAAACAAUGAAGCAUUUGGCUCCAAAGUUUGUCUUUAUCCAUUCUGAAAAAAAAAAAAAAAAAAUCUAUUUGGGUAAAACAUGCUGAGCCUUUUCCCCUGCUACUUUUAGGUCUUAGGAAAAGAAAAUGCUCACCCAUCAAUAAAAUUCUGAUACCCAUAGCUGUAACCAAAACACCUGAAAGCACAUGUAAAGGUGUAACAAAAAAAGAUUCUCGCACAUUGGAUUGCAUCAUUGUAUAGCAGGUGGUGUAAGCUGUCACCAACCAGUACCGAUGCAGAAUGAAUAAGAUGGUUGCUAGGCUUUGGUCUGAAUUUUAUUCCAUUGUCUGUUUUUUUUUAAUCUAUUUUGAUUAGGCCUUUUAUGAAUUACAGUAUUAGAUGCUAAAUUAAAAGGCACAGGAGGUGAGAAUUGUAGGGUUACAUAAGGGAGGAAGAUCACCGAGGGAUGGAUAAUCAGAAACAGUUUCUUGGAGAAAAUAGGCCUUGACCUAGGCCUUGAAGAAUUAUAAACUCAUGGGGCAUGAUGAAGCACUCUCUAGAGAAAUUAAUGGCUUUGUAUAUCUUCCUUCAAAGAUGUUGAUCUCUGAGUAUAUACUUUGAAAACCCAGAUGUUAACUGCUUCUUCAUUUUUCUGUUUAAGCUCUCCAAAGAGAAUCCACUUCCACAAAAGCAUCAGUGAGUCACACAUAAUUUACCAGUGAUCAUCCUCUACAAAGGAAAGGGGUGGAAGCUAAUUUUUCACACCUCAAAUCAACCACAUAAAAAAAUAGUUCUAGACACAUCUACUCACCAAAGUUAUUUCCCAGCCAUGUAGCCACCACUGGCUUUUUAACUGACCCUUCACCAUUUCCCCCACCCCACUAUCCUUGCCCCAACCAAGUUUCUUCUUUCCUUUUUAGUUUAUCCUGACAAUAUCAAAUCCCCUCUUCUCUCCUUUCUUAAUAUUGACUCAGAGGGCACACAGCUCAACUUUACCCCGAAGUAAAUGUAUCAAAAUAAUCUCUCAACAAAGCAUCUUAGUAAUUAAAAUAGUCUCCAAAUCAUUUAAUACAUACGCAACUAAAAUGCAAGCUCUUCUGUAAAAUGUCAGUGUUAGCACUUACAUUGAUACAAAAGUUUACCCAACUUAAUCUAAACAUAAAUGUAGAAUACUGGCCCUUGAUAGCAAUGUAAAAGGGCAUUUGUCUCUUGUGGUAUCUGGAGCACUGGAUAUGACAAUUACUGUGAGAAUAGGAUAGGCUAGAGCUAGUUAUCUGGGAAUUAUUCCUGAUAAACCUCAUUUAUAUCUAAACUAAUCAUGUCCAUAGGGAUUCCUACAUGGGAAUGUGAUAUUGCUGUGGAAGACAACUUGUAAACCAUUGUUCUGAAAUACUAGGAAAUGCUAACACCCUCAGAGGGAAGUUAAAUGAAUUAAAGAACAAAAGUAAUUAAGUAUCAUGAAUAUUUUUCAAGUUAUUACACUUGCCUGAGAUAACAUAUUUCACGACAAUUAAAAAGGAAUACCUGUUUUGAUGUACAUUUGUGAUGAUAUAAAAUUUAGGGGGAAAUGUGGAUAAUAUAUAGAUACUAGGUUUGGUCUGAAUGAUAAACCUAGAAUAAAUCUUACAUAUUUUCACUGAAUACAUUAUUCCUUAUCUCAGCUUUUCUCUUGGGAAAGCUUUUGUCUUGGACUUGCUCUGAUAGAAUACACUAAAUGAAAAAAACAAGUAAGUUGAAAGGGAAAUCUGUUUUCUGAAGUUGUUUUAAAAGUGCCUGCACAUAAAUUUACAGUGCUGCAAGCUGCUGAGCAGUCUCCUUAGACUUUCUCUUGCUUUCAAGCUAGGAGGGGUGUGCGUGAGUAAUACCAGUAAGUGAGAAAUGAUCCAGGAUUUUUAAGGUGAUAAUCCCCUGAAGGUCCUCGUCCAUAGUUGACUCUAAAAGCUCUUGUUGCCCAAUACUUCUAGAAGCCCAAUACUUCUAAAGAUUAUUUCCCAGUAAUCUAAAUGUCACAAGUAUGGUUGAAGUUUAUUAUCUCCCAUUCUUUCCUCAGGGAAAACUGAGAAUAACCAGCUUUCUUCUGCAUAAUUACAAAGGUCUCUAAUGCAAUGCAUUUUUAGAAACCAAGGCUUUCCAUGGUGGAAAAAAAAAAAAAAGGCUACUCGUGUUCUGUUGCUCAUUGCAUGUGAUGUUGUCUUUCUCUAUAUUAGAAAGACAUAGGAUUUUAAGGGAAGGCUGUAUAGAUUCUAACAUGGACUUUUUGUUUCAAUUGUUGAAAAAUUAAUUUGUUUAACCAUACUUUUUCCCGUGUAUGAUGUAUUCAAUACGACUAUAUUUAGAGGUUUGUCUUGAGGAUUAAAUCAAAUAAUACACUUUAAGUAUAGCAUGCAGGAUAGGAUAGUCAGUGGACAUAGUAGGAUAUUCAAUGAAUGUCCUUUCCUCUUUUUAAAUAUUAAGGAAAAUUAUUUUGGAUAUUUGUUUAAAGUAGAAAAAAAUUAUUUUAAAUUUCCAAGAAGUUCUUUUCCUAAUUACUUUCUUUCGGCCAAAUCUUGCUAUUGGGCCAUACACCUUACCUUGGAUGUUUUAAAUAAUUACUGGGUUAGUCAUUUGUCAGCCUCUGGCACAUUCUUUCAUUUUGGCCAUUGGUAAACUGAGGCCAAGAUAAAUUAACUUACUAUUUGAAGGAAGCAGCAUGGAGUAUUACAAAGACCAUAAGUUUUGCAGAAUUGAAUUUGAAUUUUAGUUGUAAUUGACGUUGUUAGCUGUGCAAUUCUGGACAAGUCAGUGGAAUUCUUUGAGUCUCAGUUUUCUUUUUGAUAAAAUUAAGAUGGAUACUUUUUUUGGAAUAUUUAAAAUAUUUAAUUUGCAUAUUUGAAACAUACGUUCAUUGCUUGUAUAAAGUUAAAGUUUAUUUUUAUACUUUAAGAUACUUUCAAAGCAAAGUGAGUUUUCUUUAUGAAGUCUACUUGAAGUAAUAAAUGACUGAAUGAAGUAAUAAAUAAAGUAAUAUAUUCUCUUCCCUUAUAUCUUGAACCGCCUCCCAUACUCCACCCCACUGCACCACGUUCUUCCUCUUAACAGUCACACACUAUUAAUAUUUGGUAGUUAAUCUCAACCCCGGUGUGUCUAGAGAAGGUACUCCAAUAUAAGAAUAAUUUGGAGAGAUUUUUCAAAACACAGGUUUUCAGGCCCUGCACAUAAUUCAAAUAUCUGGAGUGAGGACCCUGUAAUCUGUCUUUUAAAUCCGUUUCUGUUGCUCAAAUUUGAAAAACCUGUCCAGGCUCAUUGUUCUUUCUUCCACUCCUGUACAUAAUCCUACACUACAUAGUAGUUGGGAAACCACAUAAAAGUAAUUUAUAGUUAUGAAAAUAUUAUGUUUUCUAGUCCCUUGUGCCUGAAUUAGCUAUAAACAGUAUCCCAAAUGAAAGAAAACUGCAGGUUACAUACCACUUACUGAAACCUCUUAAAGUUGUCAGAAAGAAUGGCUGUCAAGUUGGGCCAAGUAAGAUUUGAAUAGUAGUCAGAAAAGCAAAAUGCCUUUGGGUAUUCUGCCAAGGCUCCAACUCUUAUUUUCCUCGAACUAUAAUAAGUUUUUCAUGAGAUAUCUUGGAAAUAACCAGUCUGUUCUUUCAAACAAAGUGUAAUUUGAAAUAUGUAAGACAGUGCAGCUUAAAGGUAGGCUAUUGCUAUUCAGAAUGUACUCUACGGAAUGUACUUUACUGCAGUGCAAAGCUAGAUGAAUACACUCAGCUUCUGAUGGUAGCUUUCCAUUGGGUUUUACUAGUAUUUUUUCCUUGCACUGCUCUGUGGAUUUUAGCAUUUGGAUAUGCUUAGAUAUUGGAACAGAUCUUACAGGAAGAUGCAUUAAUAUAUGAGAUGUUACAUUCCGUAUUUUUAGCCAGUUAAGUGAAAUACCAUUUUGACUUCUGAUAAGAAAAAUGUGUAUGAUCUCUUUAUUUGUUGUUAAUCCACUCUGUUUUUCAUGGCUAUUCAAAUAAUAAGCUCCCAGGUCUCAAAGUGGAAAAUAAAGAGAAACAUCUAUUGCUAUAUCUGCCAUGCUGAUUUUACACAAUUUCCUGAAAAUGGAAGUGAUUCUCAAUCUUGUCUUUUGCCAAUGAGGAUCUUAAAGAGGUUUCAGAUUAAAAAUGUAGUUAUCAUUUAAGUUAAGAAAAUUGUACUCAAUGGGAAAAUUUCAUUAAAAGCAUUAUUUUGGGGAAACACACAGUGUGAAUAAAAUAUAGAAAUUGGAAAAAGUCGAUGGAGCAUGUGUUGCGAAAUUAACAGUUUAUAUUGGCAGGAAGUUCCUGUACUGUUUUCUCUUUAAUUAUGAGAAUUUCUCAUUAGGUUCUAUUUAAAGCUUGCUAUAAUUGACUUACAUAUUAAAGAAAAUAACAGUGACAAGUACAGAUUAGGAUGCCUGCUUUUAUGGAUAAGAAUUUGUAUAGGGAACCUCUUUUAGCAAUUUAUCCAGUAAGGGAUAUGCGUGGUUGCAGGGAAAGUUAGACAUCUGAGUUUAUCACAGAUAUGAAAGGGAUUUCUUCUUUAAGCUCAGAGUCCUGACAUAUGAAUAUGUGAUGAUUUGUGUUCUAGCUUUAUUUUUAUAUGGUCCUAUUCCUUGCAUGAAGCUAAGAUGUGAAUAGAAAUGUUACUACAAAAGACAUCUGACAAAUAAUUUCCAGUACUGUCUCUUCUAAUAAACCAUAUUUCACUUUGUAAAUUUGGAAGUAAAACACACAACUUAAAUGAAACUUGUGACAUGGAUACAGAGAAAUUUAAGUGACCUGUUCCACUUCAAAUAAUAAUGGAGUGUGCCAUUGGCAAACUUGGACAUGAAGGAUUAUUUCUCUCUGAGCAAUUAUAGCAUGUUAUUACUGUGCUCUCAUGCAGAUUUUCAUUAUAAAAAUCCUCACUGGCAUCCUACUGUGAAAUUGUUUUGUUCAGUAAGAUGUUGAAGAAAUGUGAGCAUAUAGAAUGUGUAAAAGUUUCGUUUGUGCAAGUAGUCAAUAUAUACAGAUAGUCCUCAGAUAGCAGAGAAUAAAAUCAUUACAAAGCAUUUAUUCUACAAAGAACUGCUCCUCUUAUAUGUGUCACAGCAUCUUCCUGGGUAUAUGGGGUCUUCAAUAGUGGACACUGAGAGUGAAUUAAGGUGUAUUUACUAAGAACAUGCCAAGUUAGAUGAAAGAGAUUUCCAUUUAGAGUGAAGAGUUUUGGGAUUAACAGCUGUCUGCUUCUUAGCACAAUAUUUUACAAAGCCUUUCAUGAUAUCCUUGUUAGAUGGCAAGAGGAAAGGACUCUAUUUCAACUAAAAUGUUAUCAUUAAUAUGUGUAUGCCAGUUGAUUUUAGGUGAUAUUCAGAUGAACAUUUUCUUAAAUGAAUACUUUCUAUUUCUGAAAUAUGCUACUGGUUUUUAGUUCAUGUUAUUGAUUUUCUAUUAAAUUCCUAUUAAGAGGUAAAAACUGAGUCUACUUAAGGAAAACUAUCAAGAAAGUACUGACACAGGUAGUGUGUAUAUAUGAAUGAGAAAUUAAAUUUGACAUUUUCUAAGAUUUUUUCCAACUCUGAGAUUCUAUGAAAGACAAAUAUAACCAUCCUUCUUAAGCGGUAAAACAGAAUUCAGAGUAAUUCAGUUGUUAAAGAUCUUGUACCAGAACCUAACUCUUUUUGACAAUCAAAGAAUUGACAGAAAUAUGACCCUCCAUUGGGGUCUGAGCAAACAGGCAGACAUAUUUUAAACUUUAAAAAACUAUUUUUUGAUUAUUUUAACGUAACAACAAAAGAAAAUGAAAUAAGAGGGACAUUCAAGGCUCCUCACAAUUCAAUUAGUCAGAGGAAAGAAUCAUUUUCAUUCUUGCUUAAAGUUGUUUCCCUCUUGCCUUUUUUGUCUGAUAGGGGAAAGAGUAGAUUUUCUCCAUGUAUAACAUUCUAGAACCCAUUUAAAAAGCAUUUCAACUGUCAUAGUGUAAAGCUAUGAGUGACUAGUGCCUUUUGCCUGGUCAAAUCCUUUGGGGCCAGUUGUGUCUCCUGGCCAACAUUCUAUUCACCUUGCAUCUCUAUAUCCCAAGGGUAUCAAGAACUUGGACCAUUUUCUCCCCUUCUGGCAACAACCAUCUGUCCUUCCACCUGUGUCCCUUGCCUUUCAGAUCAUUGCUAGCACAGCUUUCUCCUUCAGUUUUCUAUGGCUAAAAAGACAUUCGCGUCCUUUGGAGUGUUUUCUAUUGUUACUGCCUAUAAAAACAAAGGCACUAUUAAGAGUAUCUUACUCUCUUUUUCCUUUUUAACUACAGAAAGUCAUUUAUGUUACCAUUAGCAAAAAUAAUGAAUUAUGAGGACACAGGCGUAUCUUACAGAUUUUAAGGGUCCUUUCGAGGGCCUGAUGAAGGGACAGAAAAGCCGAUGAGAACCUUGGGCAGCCAUGUUUUUGUUCUAUUUUUUUUCCUCCCUUUUUGGUCUCUCCUGUAUGUUUUAUUUCCAUGUGUGUUGCAUUUAGAUUUUGUCUCGCUGCUUAGGAAUUUAUCCGUUUAUUUUAAACUAAUAAGCCACACUCAGUUGCAAAUUUUCUGAAAAUGGUAUUGGUCAUCUUGAGUGAGUUGUGUAUCCUGAUGUACAGGAGUAGCUGGAGAUAGGUGUCAAGGUACAAACUUGGCACCUUAGUGUGUACAACAUGUGGAUGGGAAGAGGCAACAAUUUUCAGAGAGAAGAGGCCAUUGCAGCAAGACAGACAACACCCCCACUUACUCCAGGGGUUAAAAAAAUAGUAAAGCAAUAGAAAUUAUGAAAACCUUAAAACACUUAUAUAUUUCUUGUUUACCUAAAUAUUAUUGUCUUUGAGAGUCCCUGAGAAACUCGAAUCACCUCAUUUCUCUGUUUAUCUUGGUUAUUGAAUCAACUAGAAACCUACCUUGAAACCAAUCUUAUCCCGUCACCCUCACCCCUCACCCUCACCCCCACCCCCACUUUUGGGGGGAAUAAAUAUCUAGACCUAUGGCUCCUCUUAAGGCAGGAAACAAUGUGUGCUAAGUGACUGCAUGGUGACUCUUGUGCCUCAAUUAUUCAUUGCAUGUAUUUUUAUCUUAGAAACCAUUUCCGUGGUCAUCUCUAUGUUUCAUAAUCUAUUAUAGUGGUUCCUUUUUUCUUUCCUUUAUAUUUUGAACCCUAGGAAUUAGAAAGAUGAUGAGUAAAAGUGAUGGCUAUUAAAACUGGUAACAUUCCACUCUGCUUCAUUUCUUCAAAAAUAACAAUGAACACUUUAAGAAGAAAAGCAGUGAAUAUUUUCUAGGCAAUCACAUUCUAAGGGCCUUAUUUUAGAAGAUGUACUGACUAGGAAAGUUCUUGUCUUUCAAGAAAACAAAAAUCUGUUGUUUUUGAGCAUAUUUUGGUCUAUUUCAUUUUAGACACCCUCUGCCAGUGAUUUCGCAACUCAAAUGUGUGGAAAAAAAAACCUUAGUUUAAUCUUUGAUAUUGAUUUUUUAAAAGGAAUGUGAACUAGUUUACUUACCAAAUAAUAAAUGGCUCUUUAAGCAUGAAGGUGAUGAAUCUCAUCAAAAAACAGAGUUUAAAAUCAAAUAUUCUUUAGAUUAAAAGGGCAUCUUUAAGAAAGGCUAGUAGGUUUCAAUUUAUGUGCGGAAUUUGACAGCGUGGUGCUGGCAGCCUGAAAUGUGAUGUUGAGAAGGACUCUGAGCCUACUGUGACUGAAGCAAGAAAGAAAGUCAAAAUAGUCAUUAGAGGUGACUACCACAGGCUGACUUAUCCCGUAUAUUUCAUCUGUAAUCUAUUUUCUGAGUUCCAGAGAAGAAAAAUAUUUUGACCACCAAGGAAACUAGUAUUUACUGAAUGUUUCCUAGCCACUCAGUACCUUGUUAAAAAGCAGUGGAGAAGGGAGGUCCAAAUAUGUAUUUAAAACAAACAAACAACAACAAAAACAAAAACAAAAAAACCUUUUUUUUUUUUUUUUUUUUUUUUCUGUCGA
This is a messenger RNA of Pan troglodytes (chimpanzee), 74218 nucleotides long. RefSeq names its product neurexin 1 (gene NRXN1). The record is from RefSeq and is a predicted model, not a curated record. NCBI's taxonomy places the organism in Eukaryota, Metazoa, Chordata, Mammalia, Primates, Hominidae. The transcript has 5 exons. Bases 1341 to 2336 code for a protein of 331 amino acids.